This is a messenger RNA of Xyrichtys novacula (pearly razorfish), 46861 nucleotides long. NCBI's taxonomy places the organism in Eukaryota, Metazoa, Chordata, Actinopteri, Labriformes, Labridae. The record is from the annotation of a GenBank genome assembly.
CUGUUCUCUACGACGUCCCCCUCUUCUGCUCACCACCGCGCCGUGAAGUAGAUGUUUUGGUGAUAAAAAUACGGUGUCAAAAAAGGACGUUAACACGUUUGGAACAUGACAUUUCGACCGAGUGGGACCUAAAGUAGCGUCGUAAGGGAAAGAGGCCGUCUUUGGCGAAGGUUUCGGUUUAAUUUUGUGAGCUUUUCUUCCGCAUGUCCGCUUUCUUCGUAGAUGGUCUCCGGCGAGCGUUGUCUAGCAGCGGACGACGAGUUCUCGACGAGUAAUAUGAAGGAGAUGAUCGGUGGCUGCUGUGUUUGCUCUGACGAGAGAGGCUGGGCGGAAAACCCUCUGGUUUACUGCGAUGGACAUGGCUGCAACGUCGCCGUGCAUCAAGGUAAGCUUUGCUGUUAGCUCGGGCAGGAGUUAGCAUGUAGCCUCACGGUGAGGCCAGUUAGCGUUGUGUUGUUACAAGGUUAUAGUGCGCCUCGUAUGCAGCCUCCUCCUCCGGCUUCCCCUCUACCAAGGCCGGGCUGAGGUCAGGCUCAACUAAUGCUGCAGAGCACUCCACUACCCUGGUUUUAGCUGGUUUAAUCCGCUUUGGUUUAAAGUUUGAAGCUGUUUGUGAGCACAUUUGUUGGUGGAAGUUAUUUCGUGUUUCCCUGUCAGUCGCUGUCAUGUGAGGAAGCCCACUCAAGUCUCCUAUCAGGGAUCCCUCACGCCAGUAAGACCACUGACAGCUAGUAAGAGUUAAAAUUCAGUACUGGAAAAUGUGUAAACGGCACUUAUUACUUUGAGUUUAACAAAUUAAAAACAAUAAUUGCCUGUAUCCACGUGUUUAUUAAUGUACAGUGACAGUGAGGACCAUUCACCCUAAAUGACUCAGAUGAUGACGCUCACUGUUUACACUUGUAACAGCUGGCCAUGUGCAACAGCUAUUUGCAAAGUCAGCAUCUCUAAACCCACGCGGAUGAAUGCCCGUGUAUUUACACACAUAAUAUGGGUUUGUUUACAUUAGUUCAUUACUGUUUAAACUGUUACAUAGUCCUGACAGGAUCAGGCCAACUCUUAUAUACCUGGAACCAUAUUUGACCCACAUGCCUGGUUAAAGUUGUGGUGACAAUCAUGAUAUGACUUAAAACUUUUGUGACUGGAUAAACACUCAGAGUGUCACAUUUAGGAUUACAACACACUUUAACACAUUAGACAUAAAGAGUAACUACUUUUAGCCUUUUCAUAUAUCACAAUAAUAUGAUAGCUAAUCAUGUUUUCACUGGUAUAUCACUGCGGAAUUACCAUUAAACCUCUCUGAUCCAACACAUAUUUUUGUGGCUGGAUUGUAAACCUUGUGGAAGAUGUAGAAAUGCCUGAAAACCCUUGAUAGAUCGCCAAAAGUGUAAGCUUUUGAACACUUUUCAUCCCAUAGAGAUACACAGUAUAGUUCCCGAGAAACUGUAAACAAUAUUAAUAGUGUCACAAGGGAUCACUGGCGAUCCAUAAUAGUGUCACAUGGGAUCACUGGCGAUCCAGCGGAGUUAUAAGUGUUAUACUGUGACAUAGUCCUGACAGGAUCAGGCCUGUAAUUAUCUACUAACAGGCCAACUCUUAUAUACCUGGAAGUAUAUUUGAUCCACAUGUUUCUCCCUGCCUGGUUAAAGUCGUUGUGACAGUCAUGAUGUGACUUAAAGUUUUAUUACUAGAUAAACACUCAGAGUGUCACAUGAAGGGUUACAACACACUUUGACACAUCAGGCAUGAAGAGUAACUACUGAUCAGAAGAUACGGAAUGAUACUGUGCAAGAUAAAGUGGUUUCUUGAAGUUUUUAAAGUGGUAUGAAAUACAGCCAGUACACUCAGUGUUUAUCUCAUCCACUACAAAAACUUUUAUACUCUAUUGUAUCAUCUUUACGCUUGCAUAGAAAGUGUAACUGAGCAGCAAAAGCUGGAAUCUGAUGUGUAUGGGAGGCUUAUCAAACUUAACAGUAUUUUAAUCCAUGUAAGAAUGAGUAUACUGUCAUUCCAUACAAACGCAUAUCCAGAUAUGCUCCACAGUUGUGACAGCUUCUUUUCAAAUAGCCUAUAUAUUUUAUAAAUAGAGUGGAAAUAGGAACUUUUAACUGUGUCCAUUGAGUGCCCUAUUUUUCUUGUGUUUGGUGAGCAUUUCAGCCCAGACUCAAACUGUUAGAUAAUGCAACAUCCCCAUUUCUACAACCUUUUCAAAGUUGGUAAUACACGGUUAUUUCUCAAUUUUCAACUGUCACUGGUUUUCAAAGUCUUUUAUUGAUCAACGUGGGAUAACAUGCAAGUGACCUUUUUUUUGUUUAAUCCAUGGCUUUUUAAUCAAUUGGGGUUUUUCACAUUAUCCUAUUAGGUUUAUUCAGUACUGUAUUUAAUCUGUGCAUGGCUUUCACAUAGUAUGGUUAGAGGAUACAAUUCACAGAUAGUAACUUACAGAGGAUUAGUACCAGCGGACGAAUUACAGAUGAAAAAACAUGUCUCCUGUGUCUUUAAAAGUUGACUCAAAUCUAAGAGAAGGUCUUUAAACAAUGAUUGAAUAUUUUCCUAAUUUCAGUGACAUUGGCUAGCAUGUAAUAAGACUCAAAUAUGCGGUGCAUGCAGAAUAUCUGAAUCACAUAGGCGUUUUUCUUUUUUUCUGUAAAUCUUUGUUUUCUGUACUACUUUACUCAUUUGAACUUGGUAACCCUUGAAUGUUCGUAGCUGAGAUUGGGAUUAUAGCUGCGUAAUCCGUGGAUUAUAGACUCCUGUCUGAUAAGAGGUAAUCUGAAAAUGUGUAGAGGUAGGCUAUAUUUAGGGUCGCGAGGUCCCAGUGUCUUUACUUAAAGUUAAAAUCUAAAGCCCCAUUUAUGCCGAGACUCCACCACAGAGCUGGUAGGAAGCCAAUUCAGUGAAGAACGCUGUCAUGAUGUCAUCAUGCCGCUUUACUGUAUGUGUCCUAUUAACCAACAUCGCAAGCUCCAAACACAAACUCACCCUGUUGGUUCCACCUUUUACAUAGGGGACUUUCUCUGUUCUUUCUCAACUACUAACCUAGCUUCUGGUUUCAAAGUUACGCACCUUCAUCUCCCUGUUCACCAUAAAACAGUUUUUACAAAUCAGCGAGGCAGAGUGACAGUUUAGGUUGUUCACGCACACGUUAGUAGGGCUGUGCUAUAGCAUUUCAGCCACAACAAUAUUGGUAUAAUUUGUUAUGUGGUAUCAGCUAUCAAUAUUCACUAUUAAAGUUUGGACUUUAAUUUUGGACGCUGGCUCUUAGUUUGAAACAACCUCAUCAGAAAAUUGGAUCUUUUCGACAGCGAGACCAGAUCACCACUUCUUAACUAUUAAAUUAAAGGCAAUAUGACGAUGAUGUGAAAAUGAUCCAUGUGCGUAGUUAUCUGCAAAAACCGAAUAAAACCAUUGUUGUAUGCCAGUAAUUGUUGGUAUAACUUAGUAACUCAACAACACUGAAGAACACCACAUGCCUGCACAUAAAGCUUUUACAGAGAGAUGAGUAUAGACAAACAGACAGACUGACAGACAGACAACAAAGACAAAAGAAAAACAGCAAAUCUACACUUAACUGAAAAAGUGUUAAUGAACUCUGUAGAGACAGCAGCACAAACACUCUGACAUAGACCGUCAUUGUGUUUGUUGUUCACAAGGUUCCACUUUCUCAAAACUUUAGCUGUCUGUGUAAAUGAAGGUAAGAAACCAACAGUAUUGAACUGUUACUCUAUAUAAAACCAAGUCCUCCCCUGUCUCAUGGUCCUGAUUUGUGUUGAUCUGCAUUGAGCAAAAUAAAAUUAUAAUUAUGAUUUUCCUUGUUCGAUCAUCUAUGGCAGUCUGUUUUGAACUGCUUCAAAUUAACAACAAUUAUAUGUAAUUUAUAUCAUGUAUAUGUAGCCAUAUAUAUAAGAUACGGCAACCAGCUAUGACUGCUACGGCUGUGUUUUUGUGUGUUGACUUAAACAAUGCAUCAUCAGCAAUUCUGUCAUUGUCUCUGGGGAUUCUAGUAUGUAGGAUCACAAGUCAACUGUAUCAACUUCCUGUCACAUCAAAACAUCAUAUUUUCAUUCAAACCAGUUUAGACACAAGUUUGCCAUCUGGCACGUGAUGUUGUUUUUCUCAGAUUUUAUCGUGUUUGGUGUAGUUGCUGUAUCUCCGUUUAGAUACUCUGUGGUAAAGAACGCUGUCUUUUGUUGUGGUUGCCAUGUCUGACUCAAAUUUCCCCUUUCUGUUUCUCCUCAGCCUGCUAUGGCAUCGUACAGGUGCCCACUGGUCCUUGGUUCUGCAGAAAGUGUGAGUCUCAGGAGAGAGCAGCCCGCGUGGUGAGUCACAUAAUCCGUCUACCAUUCAUCAUAUUUGAGUGAAGUCCUGAAUAGGGACUGUUGGUGGACUCUGCUUUCAUUAAUAAACUUGACUGAGAAAUAGUGUCAGGUUAGGUCCUGUAUCUUGAAACGUGUCAGUGAAAAAACAAAACGCAUGUUAAGGACACUCUGUCUGUGCUGUGUCAUCCAUCUGGAUACCAUGUGACUCUACUGUUGGCUUUCUUGUUCACUUCAAUCAGUACAAUCUAAGCUAACAGUGCACCGUGUCGAAUAAAAAUGACGGGUCAGCGAAUGUUUCUCAUUUUGGAUCUUGAUAUUCGUCAUUCAUGGUUUCUAGAUAGUCACAUUUGCAGAACAGGAAUCAGAAAUGCUGGAGUGGUGUUUUUAUUUAAGACAGUCUGUGGUUCCCAAUGUUUGUUUGCAGCCUUCACAGCAGGAAGAUAACAUUGAUCCUAUGAUAGUAAAGCUUAAAUAGAUAAUCGAAGUCUGUCAAGAAUCAGCUCAUUUUGGUGUGCUUCUCAGUCAGUAUGUUUACAUGACACUCGAGAAAACCAAAUUAUUGCCUUACUCCGAUUAAGACCAGACAGCUGAAGUGCAUGUAAACAUUUUAGUCCGACUAUAAUCAGAGUUUGAGAACGCUGAUUAAGACACCCAGAUAAUGAGAUUGGAAUUUUGAUUUUCUCCACCAUGUAACCAGCGUAGUCGGAGUAUGAUUGGACAGUGCAUGUGUGCGUGUACCUCAUCUGCAGAAAAAGUAGCGUGAACCUCAUGUACAACAAAAACAACGCUGUACUGAUGCUUUAGUUGUUGACUUUUUGACCACUGCUGCGCACUUCAAUAUCAAGAGGGGCCCGGACCCCUGAUAUUGUGGACAGUAAUGGCUGAUGGAGAUGUUACAAUGCAACAACGUGAUCCCUGUCAAUUUUUUUUGUUUCUUUGUAACCUCAGAACAGUAAGUGCCAGUUAUACGUUCACUGAAAUGUAUGUUAUGAGCGCUGGCAGUGGACACAGGCCUUAACUCUCGAAACUGAUUUGUGAAACAGCACGGAGCGUUCAGGUUUAUGUUUUUAGUGCGAGUUAGACACAAAGUUUUUCAUAUAUACUGACAGUGAAUAUUGAAUCUUUAGGUAUCUAGGUGGUGAUUUGGCAGCAUCUUUAAAUGUGGUCAGGCAGGAGGACUUCUCUCAAAAACACAGACUUUCCAAGAAAGUAGUAUCAACAUACCCAGAUCUCUGUACUGAGUCAAAUACGGCAGAACUGAUUGGGUGUAAAAGCCUGAAUGUCUUGCAUGGUCUUUUUGUGAAACUUAGCGUAACAGCAGCCCACUAGUGUUGAUGUUGAGUUUCAACUUUAUGUGACCCCGGCAAACUUCUGACGACCUGUCGAGAUUUUGUCAGGGCAAGAUUUACUCGAGAAGUUGUUGAUACAGGUGUUAGAAAUGAUCUGUUCACUUGCAGUAGUCAUGUGUGCACAGAGGGCAAAGUAUCUCCUGCAGAAAUGUAGCAGGAUAACUACAUUUUCCUUUUUCCCAUUAAUCUGAUGAGGGACAGCAGGUUUGUUAUUUACAUGCUGGUACAAAAAAGUGUUGAGGGGUGAAAACAGCAGAUGGAAAAGGCUUUUUUGGUACAGCGGUCACAGUGAUAAGUAUCUUUUUUGAGUAAUCUGCAUAAAACCUGGUUGGUUCAGCAUUUCGGCAUGGACACAGUUGGGCUGAAGUAAACCAAAGAAGAACUUUGUUGGCUAACAUUACACCCAGUUAUCAUCAUAAAACAUUAAUGACAUUAUCUCUAGAUCAACCAAAUCAGAGACAGUGCAGUCAGUGCUCUCUGGCUGGGAGUCUAAAUGGACUCAGAAGAUAAAUAAAACAAGCUGUCUGCAGCAUAAUAAAUUGUUUUCAACCACAUUAUGCUGUACUGGUAUAACUGCCUCAAAGCCAACCAGUGUGCAGGAUUUUAAAAAAUGCAGCUACCGUAAUGGCCUGAAUAAAAGUGAACUAACAAACAAAAAACAGAAAGUGUAAAGGUCCUUUCACACCGGGACUUUUUUUUUUGUGUGAUUAUUUCAGUCAAAAAUUUUUUUGAACCUGUAUCCUGUCAAUACAAGCGUUCACAUCAGCGACGUUUUCCUGUCCUGCGAUAUUGCGGCAUUUAUUUUUUCGUAUCACUAUCGAUUUUUCCAAAGUUUCGCAUACUUUGUGUCCACUUAUGACCAAUCAGAUUUCGUGUUGUUGCGACGUCAGAUUCACUGGUAUAUCCAACAUGGCCGACGGCUGAUUGUUUACGUAUCAGAGAUCAGAGUGCUUUUUGAUAAAAAACACAAAUAUUACAAAGAUAACGACCUGAAGGACAAUUUGUGGAGAGUCAUAGCGUCGGGUUUCUCAUAUGACGAUGGUUUGUGUGCUUUAACAGUUUGCUAAACAUCUUUGUUUUAACUUUCAUCUGUGCUAACGUAAGCUAACGGGUGUUACCACAGUUUCAUGUGCUUAUCUGGUACUGGCCCCUGACUCAGACAUCUCAACACUAGUGUCUAAUCAGAACUGAAAAACAGUCAGUCUGCUGUUGUGUCAGUCUUCUCGCUUCCACCCGGGAUGCGCCUUUUUUCCCCCUGGAAAGUCGCAAAAUCGCAUCGGGCUUGAUGUGAAUAGUCAGUUGCGUCAAAAUUCGCCUCUGAAUAUUUCGUAAUUUUGCGUCGUAUAUUUGCGUUGAUCCCGGUGUGUAAGGACCUUUAUACUGAAAAGUGCUGUUUUUCUUUUUUCCUUUUUUUCAGCGCUCUCUACUCCUCAGCAGCUGCCCUGAGGUGGUCGUCUAUGUUAUGUUUAGUGUGUAGUCUGUAGGAAAGCAGUCUUACUGAAUGAAAAGCUUAAACUCAUGACUCCAUAACAAACUAUAAGCACAUGUCUGUCGCAGCACUUAAUUGAGCCAAAGCUCCACUUCACUUACUUUCCUCUUCCCUCUUAGCUUGUACCUCCUCUCCUCACAUCUUGUUCUUUGGACAUGAUGGUUACAUAGAAGAGGCUCUUAUCUUUCUCUACCUGCUUUUCUAAACUCACUAUCUUCCUCCUGGCUCAGGUGAUGUUCUCUGCCCUGGUGGAUUCAAAGUAAAUGUGAUUAAAGAUUGCCUCCAAUUGCCCCAUCCUGGUUUUUCUGCUUGUUCCUAAGAAAUGAUUCAUCAUCAAAGUAGUUACUUUAGUAUUUAGAGUGAAACAUUAUAAAGCUUGUAUUUCUCCCUCCUUUUUUUUACUUUGUCAGAAUUUUCAGAAGAAUUAGUUUUUUUAUGCCUGUAGGUCACAAAUCUUCUUGUUGUGUUAGAUUAAGUAAUGCCUCACUAGGCGCUGAAUCUUUUAUGCAUCCUACAUCCUUGCCUCUCAUCCAAGAAGGAUUUAUUUAUGAUAUGGAAAACACUGAGUCAAUGCUGUGUGUGUAGAGGUAUGAUUCCUCCGGACUUAUUCUGUUGUUUUUUAACAAUAGAGUCAAAACAUAACUUAAAAAUAAAAAUUAUGCUCUUCAUUUCACCAUCCUCCUUUAAGUGUCCACGCUCAUGUUGUGUUGAGCUCAAACUCACUUGGUUGUUUUGAAAUUGACAGAGGUGAAUUUAUUUUUAUUUGCAGGCUGGGGAGGUUAAUUGAUACCCAGCAGCUCACAGCACAGCUAAUGCCGUUAAGCUAAUGAAGUAUGAUCCUAUUUUGAUAGCGCUUUGUUUCCAUGUGUCUUUGUAACCGAGUCGUGGAAAUCAAUCACAUUUGGGGACCUUUUAAAGGACUUACGUGCAGCUUACAGCAAUAUCAAUUCAACAGAGCUGAAAUGAUGCUAUAAAGAAAGUUUGUCAAAAGGAUGUGGACAGGUGUCAUUAGACCUGGGCGAUUUGGCAAAGAAAAAUGAUCACGAUAUAUUUUGUUGUAUCCCCCAAUCUCGAUUAUUAUCAUGAUUUUUUUUAAAACUACCUGUUUUAAAGCAUCUGUACUAAAAACUAAAGAAAUUACAGAUUAGUUCAACAUUUUAUUAACAUACAAAGUAAAUAACAAAGCAAAUUAAAUAAGAUAAACCAUUUUAACUCAACAGGACAACAAAUGUAGAUAAAUAUUAGAUAAUACAGUGAAUUAGUUCACAGUCAUAAGUGUUUCUGCAGGUAUGUAAGACCCAAAAUAAACAAAUUACCCUGCUAAUGCAACUCGCACAGUCAGCAGUGACAGACUGUACAGACUCUACUCACAUUUUCAUGCUUUCUGCAGAAUCACUCGUGAAGAGCUUCUUAAAAUGAUUAAACAGAUUUGUUGUGUGUGUUUUGAGGGCACCGACCGCCGACAUACCUUACACAUUGGCUUAAUCGCUCAACAAACAUUUUGCUGAAACAAUCACCUGCUUCUAUGUCAGCUUUAAAACAUAGAAAGUUGUCAUAGAAGCACCUGGACUAUCAUAUGUUUAGCAGUUUAAAAAGAGGGAAAAAGUGCACAUGAGCAACUUUCUACUUGCCACAGUCACACAAAUUGUGCUCAGUGUUGAUAAGCUACACCAGAUCAUCAGAAGGAGUCACCUCAGGACCUGUUUUUGCUGAUACACGCCUGGGAAAAAACAGCCUUUAGUGGCAGAUCUUUGGGGAGUUUUCCGGGAGAGUUCCUGGCCUUGCGCCCGGGUCAGGGCCAUGUGCCGUUUUAUCUGACUCACCGACAUGUUUGUCAUUCUUGUGUGUGUUUUUUUUUUUUUUUUUUUCUUACCGAGCUGGUCAACCUGUUUUACCUGACCCCCAUGUUUCUUUUUUCUCCCGCAGAGAUGUGAGCUGUGUCCCCACAAAGAUGGAGCCCUCAAGAGGACAGACAACGGAGGUAGAAUCCCACACACACACACACACACAUCUGUGGUGAGCCUCUUGUGUAUUUUUUCAUUAAUUGCGUGUCACCGGCAAGUUUAAGGGGUGUGAGCGUGCUGGGAGAGUUAUGUUGCUGUUUGUUGUGUGUGCUGCCUCUCUUCACCGACUUUGCCAGUCCAUGUUUUACGAGAGUGUGUGAGUGUGUGUGUGUAUGUUUAUGAGGGGGCGGGCCAGGAUGGGUAUAGUGCAUGGCCUGUGAGGAGUCUCCUCUCUGGGUUCAUUGGGAGGUCAGCUUGGUGGAGACUGUAAAUAUUCAGUGUGUAUGUGAGUGUGUGUGUGUGUGUGUGUGUGUGUGUGAGUCAGUCAGAGAGAGCGGCACAGCUGUGGGAUUGUGUCCAGGCCUGCAGGGAGGCAUCAGGACAACACUAACACACACCGUUUUACUACUUUCUCUUUUAUUUUACCCUUCCCAUGACCCCUCUCUCCCUCUCUUUUUUCCUCCCAUUUUUCUCUCACCGUCUCUUUCCCCCCCGACCGUCCGUUUCUCAGCUCCUGUCAGUCCCUCUUUACUUGUUGAUCUGUGUGGUAGUCGCUGUUAUUUCAGGUGGAACAGUAAUAAAGCAGAGUAAAGGUAUUAGUCUGAAAUGGGUAUUUAAUCCGACAUCUUUAAGGGGGGAGAAAGGAAGAGAGACAGAAAUUAAAUUGAAGGAAGCUUGUCUGGCUCUCUUUUUUGAUAUACCUUCAAAGUUGGUACUCUAAUGAUAGCAGUAAAAAGAAGUUGCACUCUGGAAGGUAUAAAAAGGUUAUACUUUGCAUCCAAUAAGAAAGUUUUUUAUGAAAUAUGAGCAGCAGGUUACUCCAAGUCUGUACUCGAGAGGAAAUUUGUUUCAGCAGUAUCUCAGUUGAAACUUGUCAAACAUGAAAUAUCAUGCGUUCAUUUUUAUCUGACAUUGGUGUCAGGGUUUUCUUGUGGUUUCCUGCAAGAAAAGCCAUAAACUCAUCAUCUCAAACCGUCUACUUUUUCCUGUUUCUGUUCAUUUUGAAACCAGAAAACACCCAAUCAGCCAAACUCCGGCUCAUUGUCUCAGCGCAUCGUGAGGAAAAGGAUGUUUGUUGCUCUUUGUUUGGUAUUCGGGGGGUAAAAGUUUGAACGCUCAGUUUGCGGAGGCAGGCUGUGCCACUUUUAUAGUCCUGUUUUAUAGGCCUCUUCCAGAUUCUUGGAGGGACUUCAAAACAACAACAUGCCCCCAUUUCACACCCGCCGCCUCCUCUCCGUCCCGCCCUCUGCCCUCCUCCCCCCUCCUGUCCCGCUCACCAGGUCAAAGGCAGGUCAGGGGUUCAACUGUAAGUUUAAGCCUGUUUUUGUUUCCGCUACGGGGGAAAAACAGACACCUCCAGUGUGGCAGGAGACUCCCACCUCCAUUUGACCUCGCGCCGACCUCCUCCUGCUCCUCCUUGCCCGUCGUCAAUUCUGCUGCCACUCCAGCAGGCCCCACUGUCAUCCCGCCGCCCCCAGUUUGUCUUUGCUGACAGGCAGCUGUGUGUUAGCCGGACGGAUUAACAACCAGUUUGCAAUUUAACAUAUUUACAGCUCGGCUCUCGCAAAGUUUAUUGUUUUAUUUUUGCUCGGUGAAUGUAGCCCAAAGUGCAUUUUGGCAUUUUUAUGGUGAUUCAAGGCCACAUGUAGGUUGUGCUUUGUUUGUGCCAGAGAAGUUUUAUACAUCAACCCUUUUGGCUCGACAUACUAUGUUUGGUGUAGGUAAGGGGGGACGGCAGGGUUGCACAUGCAAAGAGAGGAGGAGUAACAGCCUCCCCAUAUGGUGACCGUGUCUGUGUUUAUACCAGUACAUCAUGAACAGUGAUAUUUACGAAACACAAUCCCAUGGUCUGCCCUGAACUCCUGAACUAUGAUCAAAUUCUCACCAGGUAUUAAACCCCCAGAGAGACCAAACUAAUCAUGCACUUUAUCUAGAUAGAUAUAUGUAAAGGGAGCUGUGGUUUGCAUUCAUUGUUUGAUUCAAAAGGUCCCAACAUUUAAUCAUUACUUUUAAUAACCUUAAGUAUGAGUUACACCUCUUAAGAAUGUACAUAAAGUCUGUUUUGUUCACACAGCUGAUAAAACUCUGUAGGCGAUAUACGGAGCAGGUUAUCAGCCGUUGUCCCUCUCGCCAUAAAUUUCAAAGCACUGCCACAACUUGAAACCAACAAAUCACGCUUUUAUUACUCUUCAAGACCGAAAACACGUGAUUUCAAAUAUGCAGGUUAACCUUAAAAUGUAGUCCUUCCCUUCCUUUCGCUGCAGAGGUUGAUGGCUCCUUCUCUUUGGGUUUCUUCACAGGCUGGGCCCAUGUGGUUUGCGCCCUUUACAUACCUGAGGUGGAAUUCGCCAAUGUGUCAACUAUGGAGCCGAUAGUCCUUCAGUCGGUGCCACACGAGCGCUACAACAAGGUGACAAAAUAUGCCCACGAAUCCAGACAUGCUGGAAAAUCCAUUUCUGAGGAAUUUUCGAAGGGAAAGAGUCUUUUGAUUCGUUUAAAUGGUUCUUUUGUAUUUUUGCAGACAUGCUACAUCUGUGAAGACCAGGGCAGAGAGAGUAAAGCAGCCUCUGGAGCCUGUAUGACCUGCAACAAACAUGGCUGCCGGCAGGCCUUCCACGUCACAUGGUGAGACCCGUUUCAAUCACAUUAACUCCACAAAGAGGGAGAUUGUUGUUUUUUUUUCUCAGUUACACACUCAAAACUCCACCAAAGCGUUUUAUAUGAUAGAAGAAAAGUUUUCAGUCACUGUCAGUGUUCAAUUCUGUCGCUCACAUGUUUUCAGUGAAUUAUAUUAACCAUAAUGCUUUUUAAAGUUAGGAAAUUACUGUUUUACCCAACAGCAUAAGGAUACCAGUUGUUGUAUAUUUUUUUGCAUCACACUGAAUGAUAAAUCACACUUUCUCUGCCACAGCGCCCAGUUCGCAGGGUUGUUAUGUGAGGAACAAGGAUCGGAUGCAGACAAUGUCAAGUACUGUGGAUAUUGCAAAUACCACCACAGCAAAUUGGUGAGUGUCCUCUUUCUUAACUGUGACUUUUCCAGAGAUUGUGCUUCUCUUGUCAGACUCUAAAAAAUAACACACAACAAUACUUCUUACCUGAAUGGAGAGAAAACUGCUUUCUUUCUGUUUGUUUUGAGACCUUUAAUGCCUGUAAUCACAAAUUAUGGCCAGGAAAUUCAGUUUCUUUUUGGAGCUGAAAUAUUUAUUUCACUUAUUACUGAAAACCAAAACAAUCCAAAUGUCCUUAAAACGUAAUAAAUAUGUUUAUGUUUAUUUAUCCCGUUUGAUACAUGAGAUGAUUUUGGAAACUGGGCAUUUUUAUGAUUUAUCGGACUGUUUUCAGGUGGUUUUUUUUAGUAAUUUGUUGAUCAUAUUGAUUUGAUAGAGGUAUCAUAAAAGUAUGUAUCAAAUAUGAUACAAAAGGCAUGAAAGGGUUAAAAUUUAUUUAAUGAUGUACUUUGUUCAGGUAGAAUAUUUAUUUGUUUUUGACACAUUGCUACUACAUUUCACUAGAUUAUAGGUGUAAAGCUCCUUUUAUACCCAUAAUCCCCAAGAACUGAGUAUUUUCUUUGAGUUUUAUAUUCCUCAUUAUGGAAUCACCUUUUGUGUGCUGUCAGGGCACAGUUGUAUCUUUCAAAGGAUAAAAAUGAACACUGUAUUUCACAGAAAAGGCCCUUUGAUUUCUGGUCAGGUCACCAUAGCAGUGCAGUAUCCCCCAAAUCAAGACCCUGGCAAAAAUCACUUUUUGUAAAUCCAGACUUAAACUGUUAUGAAAUUGUGGAAUUUUAUACAUGUGAUUUGAAAUUCUGAAAUUUAUCACAGUUUAGAAAAAAAACUCUUGACAGCCCUAAUGAAAGUUUGUUUUUUGUUUAAGAAAGUUAAUCACAGAUGGCCCGGUAGUCACAACGUACACACCAGUUUACACACACUGAGAAUCUUGUGAAUGACCUCUGAUGACCCCACCAACACUUUCUUCUUCCAUGUUUUCUUUUGCCUCAUUUCUCGUCUUCCACUUUGUUCUUUCUGUCUUUUUCUUUGUUUUUUUUUUGCCUCAUUCCUCAUUUUCCUCCAUCUCUUUUCUCUUAUUUACUUUAUCACUCCUUACCCAUCACCCCCUGUUUUCCAUCUCCCCCGUAUUCCUCCACCAUCAUCGUAACUUCAUCUAUGACUCCAUCCAUUCGCCUUUGGUUGGAUUUGCAAAAGCAGGAUGGGGACUCUUGUGCCUGGUUUUCAAUUUUAGCUGUAAAUAAGGAUAAUCCGACUCGAUCAUCACCUUUGUAUUUUAAAAAAGAAAAACAUUUGGCUGAUUCAUUUCACAGUUUUUAACCCACCUUUCCUGUCAAUUGGCUUUUAUUAUGUAGUCAUCAAGUACACUAGCGGCUUUUCUCCUGCUUCAGAUCAGACACAUGGUUUCAAUUUAACAUUGCACAGGUGUUUGAGUGCUGUAAGAAAAGUCUUUUUUUAAUCCAAAUACAAAACGUAAUGAAUAAUAUUGUAGAAAAAGGGCAUAAAGGUUAACCUUGCGAGGACAGAAUAACAGAAUCUUUUGUUAUUACAUUUCUGCACGAUUGGCAUUCACUCCUCAAUGACAGAUAACUGGUUUAUUGUCCAUGAUCGCAGCCCUACCUCAUCUUUUGUGGUCUGUUAGCCUUGCUCUGGCCGUGCAGCCGGCAUAAUGCGGACCUGAUGGGUGGACAGCUCGCCUUUGUCAAGCAAAUUCAAUCAGAUAAGAGAAGAAUGAAAAGGAGAGGCAUAUCAACACACAAAUCCAACCGCUGGAUAUGCAGAGGAAAUGUGUUUUCGGCACACACAUUGACCGAAGAGACGUCCUGUUGUGCUUCAGAUUUUUGUUCCACCUCUCCAGCAGUUAACAACCUCACACAUGUACACACACACAAACCCGUGUGCGCACCGUGCUCAAGUCGGAGGAGGGACACUAAUAUGAAAAAUACAAACGUGGCUUGAUUAUGAUGAUUCCUGGAACAGUGGUUUGAUGGAAACACAGGGCAGGCUAUAUAUGUGUGUGUAUAGAGACGCGCACACACAAACAGACACACACGCAGAUGACAUUUUGCAAUGUUAACAAACACUGAUGGAAAGACUCAUGCUGUUGUAUUGAUCGUGUAUGAAUGGCUUUGGAUGCUGGGGCAUAAUGUCAUUAAGCUGAGAUUGUAUGGAUGACAGGAAUGUACGAGAGGGAAUCAAUGAUGAGGAGAGCAAUGUUGUUAGCAGAGAGCGUUUCAUAAAAUACCACUUGAUGGAUGUUUACGGCAUUUUAGCAACAUAUGGUUUUGACUGGUCUCAGCCAUAAGACAAAUCUAAUUUUAAACUUAGUUUAUCAUUGUUUGGUCCAAACUCCAAAGAAAUUGCUCCUUGGUCAGCUAUUUCUUCAGGGCUGUAUAUGAUCAUUUUGUCCUCAUUUGUAAGGCCAAGUUUUAAUGCAGCUCUCUGAUUAAUUUGGGUUACUUUACUAAUCAUUUAGAUAUGAAAGAGCUACAGGAUCUUCUGUCAGUGAUUUGUCGCAACAUUUUUUGUCACAAGCUGUCCUUUGAAAGCCAUAAGUUAAGCACCAAAAACAUUUAAAACUGUUGGAUUAAAAGUGUAAAAAAGCCAAAAGUCUUUCCUAGCAAACGCUGAACAGAAAGUGAAGUUUUGGAGACUAAACAGGGUCCAUAGCAGGAUUUAGGUUUUGAAAUCACAUGCACAUUUACCACUCUUUACCUCAUACUGAGGGAGUUAUCUGUUGAGGAUUACAUAGGAAGCCCUUUGGCGCCAUAAGUAACACUAAUGGAUGAUACUGGCCAUCAUCAGCACGCCACGACUGUUGCACAACUAAAAGGGAUCACUUGAAAAAGCUAAAACUACAUUCAAAAAGGCUUUAAUUUCAUAUAAAACUGGUAUUAUACCAAGUUUAUUUUAAUGAAAUAGUUACAUUUUAUGAAUAACUUUCAACUUCAGCAUAUCCAACUCCUUUUACAUCAUUUGCCUUUGCACUGUGAUGCAUGAUACGAUAGGUAGCAAAUGAGUAGUGGUCAUUUUGAAACACAGCCAUAGACCUGUAGUAUAUGGUUUACAACAAACUGAUGUACCUCUUCUUCUUGUCAUGUGACUUCAUCAAUCACAAAUUGCCAUUCUUGGCUACUACGUCUAAGAUAGCAUACUUGUCAGGCAGUAUACUGGAGUUCAACAGCGAUAUACAAGCGUUAUGGGGUCGUUGAAAGAGCUGUUACACAUUUUAGGGAGGUUGAAUAUGGUUUGUGAGAUUUCAUCUUACUCUUAAAGAAUCAGGCCAAUCUUGUCUGGAAGGAAGUCGUAGUCAUGUGACUCAUGCAGUGAGCUGUAUGUGAAGCCAGAUGAGGAACAAGUGGUCAGAACACUCUGUUUGUCACCAAUUAUUAGAGAUGCUAAGUGUGUAGUUGGAGAUCUGUAUUUCACAGUAGAAAUUUAAAGUUUGAUCCAUGCUUUGAGGUGAUAUAGAUCCAGUUUGAGGAUGUAGUUCUUGAUCAGAAUUGAAACGUACAAUAAAAACGUACAGGCUGUUUUUGGCAAAGUUGGUACCCCAGGGUCUCUUGUUUGUCCCAUGAUGGCUCUUUGUGUUAAUGUUUUUGGACUGCAGUUUGAAACAGUGGUUAAGAAUAGAUGUUUCUUUUUGUUCCUCAGAGACGAUAAAUCCUUUUUGUUUUUUAUUGUUAUAGUUGAGAUCUAAUGUAUAUUAUUGAAACACCCUCUACCACCAUGCAUUUUCCACUAUGUAGUGCCAACUGGCUUUUGUGAACUUCACUUUUGUAAUCAAUGCCAAGUGUUUUUGACUGUUUUUGAAUUUUGAGUUGAGCCUUUUAAAGGUGAAGUUUUCUUUUUAGUUCUAGUUUUUAGUUCUUUUUUUUAUUUUAGCCUUUUUUUUUUCCCUUGGACUUCAUCCAGUAACUUGGAGUUCCUCUUUACCUUUUUUUAGCGAAGGAGCAGGGGCCGUGGUAGUAGGUCUCAAAGCUUAAGUGACUCUUCCACUCAGUGUAUGGAUAGACCCCCAGACACGGACAAGAAGGUAAGACAGCCCUCAGAUCUUACCCUCUCUAUGCCUCCAACGCCAUGACUGUGACUCAUACGCCCUCACUGUCACAUGCUCACACUGUGGAGGGACAGGCGAGCUACUGAUCAAUAAGCAUCCUCAGUGGCAAAUUUAAUGGCUUUGUAAUAAGCAUUUAUGGAGACGGUCUUUGAAUCAAUGGGCAGGAGAUUAUCUACGACAAGUAGUGACAGAAGACACGUUUGUUCAAAUUAACAAAAGAGAUAAAGGGAAAAAAAAGGAUGUGUGGUUUUGAUAAUACCCUUUCAUAUCUUGAGAGUGCACCUAGAAAGUCAUUUUUAAGCCUAUGAAUCGCGAAAGAUGAUAUUUAAUGGAUAGAAAUGGAUGGCAGUCUUUGAAGUGGAGCUGUCUGCAGGACAUGUAAUCACAGGCUGUGAAAAUCAGAAUUAUAAGGGCUUUUAAGGUCUUUUUUGUGUGUUUGGUUUGUUUUUAUCAUUUGUCGUCAAAAUAGAGGACAGAGCCCAAACAUAAUCUGCCCUGAAGGUAAUUUGAAAAAUACUACGUUAUAAGUUAUUAAUCUUUUGAUGUCAGAUGCACCAUUACUCCAUCACCAGCUCCUGCAGACAUGUCCCUUUACAGUUGAGCUGUUCAGAGAGAGCGUAGAGUUUAUUUUUUCACUGUCAUUGAUUCUUCCAACUGAACCCUCAAAAGUAUUUGUAGGUUUUGGACCGCAUUUUAAAACUGCAGCCAUCCCUCAGCCCCCUCUCCGAUGGAGAUCACUUGACACAGUUUACAGGGUCCUGAUUCUUUGGUUAGUGUGGGAGGUGGGCUUUUUGAGCUCUUAAAGCCAACAGGAUGGUCUUAAAGUGCAUGGUAGACCACUGAGAACUGCUAGGCAAGUAUUAAACUUAAUGGAACAGGUUUGUGUGCGUGUGUGUGAGAGAGUGUGUGUGUGUGUGUGUGUGUGUGUGUGUGUGUGUGUGUGUGUGUGUGUGUGUGUGUGUGUGAGUGUGUGUGUGUGUGUGUGUGUACACAUUUGCUUCUGUGUGACCUGAAAAUGUUCAGAUUCUUACAAAAAAAAGUGACAUUUAAAGCUCCUGUGAGGAGUUCUUGGAUGUUUGUUAAAUUGAUUAAAAAUUCAUGCCCUUGCCCUUUUAUGAUAUCUAAAAGCAAACAAGACCAUCUGCAUCGGGACUGACGAUUUUUAUAUUUUAAUAUUUAAUACCAGAAACAGGUGCGAGGGGCGUAGGUGUUGGCAGAACAGCUGAAGAAACCGCCCUGUUUUUAUCAUUUCCACAUUGAGAUUUCACAAUGAAUGAGAAUUAGCUUGUCAAAAGUCAGCAGGAUGGGAUGUGAUUAAAGCACGAAGACGACACACUUUGUCUACAAACUGUGCCAAAAAUGACACAAACCAAAAGUUCCUCACAGGAGCUUUAAAUCAAGCUGUUAGCUUAUAUUUUUUAAUAUUACAAAAUGAGUGUGUUUGUUGUCGCCGUAAAGAUGGCUGGUAGAAAUAUCUUGCAAAUUCUUUAUAAAGUCAGUUCCCAUCAGAUUCAAAUUGAAAAGAGAUGAAAUAACAUAUAUCAGCAUAGGAUUUUUGGUGGUGUUGUUUUUCUCUCUCCUGACUUUGCAUUAAAUCUUUAUGUUUAAAGUAUAAUAGGUCUCAACCAGAAGGGAUUUGACUUUUCGAAUCAGGCAACACAACUGAUUACGAAUAAAUUAAUUACCUUAACUUAACUUAUAACUUAUAUUUCAAAUUUUAUCUGUACUAAAAAUAGCAACACACUAAUAGCUGUUCUAAAAUGACUGUAUAUACAGUGUGAUUUAAUAAUAAUACUUGUAUUACAGUAUAUUUUUCUUUGUUUUUCUGCAUUAAACAAUUAGCUAAAUUAGAAUUAAGUAUCAGGCAUGUUUUGCAGUAUCUUUACUGUCUUUCUUGUCAUUGUGUAGCUACAGUUGUAGCUUUAAGAUGAUUGUGUGCGACAUGCAUGUGUGCAGCCUUGUGUAUAUUAUAAAGCCCCCCUGCUAUUGCUUUUGUUAAUACAGCCUUAUUUGCAUCAGUUGGAGUACCCCCUUCCCUUUCACUCGCACACUUACACACACACACACACACACAUACACACACACGUGCACGUGUGCUCUCUCCGUGCACAUUCCAGGGUCAGAGAUCAGUAGGCUCAGAUGUGUGUGUGUCCACACAUGCAUUUGUUAUGUGGUUUGGAGGCUCAGAUGUGAACCCACCUCACGUUAGACCCUGCAGCCAAACUACAGCAGGAGCUAAAAGAUCCCCCACACUGGCCGCUUAGUAGAGGCCUGCAGGAAACAUACACACACACACACACACACACACACACACACACACACACACACAUCCAUAGAUACACAAUGGCUGGUCAGAAAUCCAGCAGGAAACUGCACGGGGGAAUUCCUGCCAGGCCAGGGUGGAUUAUUUUCCCCCUUACUUCCUGUUCCUCCGUUUCCCCUCAUCUCCCCCCAGCCUUCCCCUUGUGUCUGCAACCUCUCAUCUUCUUCCUGAGGCCAUUGCGUUGACUUGUGAAACAUUUAAAAUACAUGUUAUAUUAAACCAAUGGGAAUAAGUUUAUUCAGAUCAUUGGUAUAGGCCCUUUAUAUGUAAUAUAACAGAGAUUUAUUGUUUUUUCUUAUUAUUUUUAUGGAAAAAGAAGUAAAAGCAACACAAUUUUAAGACAUGAACGGAUUUAUUGAUCCUUUUUAUCUAUAAAAAAAUAUAAUAUAAUUGUUUUUUUUCCAGAGUUAGAGCAUUUUGUUGUUAGGGGGGAAAAAGCCAUUCAAAGACAAUUUUUUGUUCUUUUUUUUGUUUUAAUAUUCUUACAUUUUUGUCAUAGGUCAGAGAAACAAAUUAUAGAAAUGGAACAAAUAUAAUGGUAAUCAUGUGCUGCACACGACCUAGUGACCACACGCAAAUAUCAUACAACCAAAGUGUACAUAUUAAAGAAAUUGCCCGACACACAUGCAGGAAUUAAUGCUCAUAUUAUUCCGCAUGUGUGACACAGACGGAGAGGAUUUCAGCCCUUUGUUGUAUUUCUCAUUGGUUGUGAGUUUGUUGAUAAAUAGACAUGCCCCUCGUCCUCUGCCACCUCUUACAUUUACCCCACACAGUCUCAAAGAGCACUCGGACAUGUCAAUUGAUCAGGCCGCUAAUGGUCAGCGGCAGAAAAAGAGGGGAGAGGACACGCUGAAAUGCUUUGUCUCUGCCUGUAUAAUCAAUUGACCUGAUUGAUAAGGGUGUGUCAGGGUUACAAUGGUUGUGUGUUAUGUUUCCCACGCCCAGUGCUUUGGCUCCCUCUGUGUGUGUGUGUGUGUGUGUGUGUGUGUGUGUGUGUGUGUGUGUGUGUGUGUGUGUGUGUGUGUGUGUGUGUGUGUGUGUGUGUGUGUGUAUGUGUGUGUAUGUGUGUGUUAUCCGAGCCUCUCAGCUCAGGCUCUGUCCAUCAACACCUUCCUCUGGAAUGUUAAUGAAAAACAACAAGGCAAUCCCGAAGAAUUUACCUCUCUGUUUCUCUCACUCUCCUUUUCUCCUCCUUCAGCUCUUCUCUUUUUUGUUCGGGGAGAUGAGCUAUUAGUUUGCCAUUUCACCUUGGAGCCGUCUACUCCAUCUUUUUUUUUUUCUGUCUUUAAUGAUUUCUUGUGUUGACCAUUUUACUGAAAGUUAGUCUGAAUAGUUAGUGUAUAGUUUGUUUCUGAAUAUGUGCGACACUUUGUACACUGAGAAGUGCAUGUGUUGCUCUCUGGCUCGGCUUUAUCCACACAGCCACCCUGUCUUUUCGCAUGAGGCUGUCAUUUUUUUCCCCAUUUUCAUUUUCCUUUGAUAUUGACCACAGAAAUUGAUUUUCAUUUUUCAUUUCAAUAUAAAUUCCUUAAGUGAUCAGGAUUUCUUUUUCUAAAUGGACGAAGGCUGCCCUGAGUUGAUUUCUUUUCAAGUCUUUGUCACACUCUGCAGACAUUUAAUCUAUUGUAAAAGCUGUAAUAAAAAUUGCUGUUAUGUGACAUUCUUUUAGCAUCUUUUUUUACUGCCGGCAAAAUAAGGUAACCUAGACCUGUCUUUGUAAAUGUGCUGCCAGAAGGCCUGCUGUCCAAGUAUGUUCCAAGUAAGCUCUGUUGCUCCUGUAAUUUGUUAAAAUUUGGCACCAGACAGCAGAAGAAGAAUUAGAUCCUGGGUUGUAUCAUCAAACUAAAUCAUAUCAGAAUGAUGCAGAAGAAGCAGAGUUCACAGAAGCCCUUAAAGUGAAUUAACAAAAUGUGCAAAUCUGAAACUAAUCAGGUGUCGUGAAUAAAAGGGAUCAGUCUAUGGUUUGAGUUUUGUUGUUAUCAUUGUCAAGGAUUAGUCUUCCUGUAAAUCAAAACUUCCAAUUCAGUAUUUUUGGACACAUUUAUAGGUCCUUUUUUUUAAUGGACGAAAAUUUUGUUACCGCAAGUGUAUUCUGUACUAUUCUGUAAGUGUAUUCCAACAUCUGUUAAGAUACUGAAUGCACAGAUGUAGUUGCAACUUCUCUUUUAACUGUCUUUUACACCUACCUUUAUUUAUUUAUCUAUUCACUGGAACUGUGCAAUAGGGCGGUUUGAAUGUUGUGACUGUGGUGUGUUUGUAAAGGUUACUGUUCUUCGUAUGACUGCAGAACCAUAUAAAGAAUAUGAAAUGAAAUGAAAUAUUGCAACAUUAAUAGAAAGAUGUUUGAGAUCUGCCAGUAUGCUCAUGACAGGAGACCCCAAAUAUUCCUUAUAAUUUAAGUAGCUUUUGUUGUCAAGGCUACAAUAAUAUUUCAGUUUAAGGGGGAUAAAUGAGGAAGAUUUUGGUUUAAUAGGAAAGAAAACAUGUAGUCAACAUCUGUAUGUUUUAGGAAAGCUGGGAAAAUGAAACCGUGUGUGAAGGUAAUAUCAGCCAGAGUGGAGUGAGAUGAGUGAAACAAAAGCAAAAUAUAAACACCAUGGUCAGCUAUUGACAAAAGAACAAAAGAGACACACACACACACACACACAUAUGCACACACACUGUAAUAUUUGUCUCCUAAACCAAAGAACGUUAGCAUUAGCGGAAGCAGCAGCAGCAGCAGCAGCGUGCAGAGGGAGUUACAGUGGAGCUGCUAUCUCCUGAUUUGGCGGCUCAUGUCUGUUAACUGCCACUAACAGAGGAAGUCUGGCUAAACUGUCACCAGCCUCAAGGCAGUGGCUCCUCCGUGAGACCCUCAGGGAGGAGAAAAAAAAUGAGGAAAGGGGGAGGGGUUCUGGUGUUUCAGAAUUUUCACGACACCAAGCAUUAGGAGCUUGUUGAGUCCCAUGUCGUCUCUCAGAAUCGCUGCAUAUUUUCACCACCUAUCUUAGAGAGUGUGUGGAUGUGUGCUUGCAAUACAUGUAAUUGUCUGUGUAAGUGUGUACGUGCGUGCGUGCGUGUGUGUCAGCGCACCUGUCUGCUUGUACGCACGUGCAGAAGUGUCAGGGUGCGGGUUGUGCAUGUGAGGUGUAAAUGCGCUGGCACCCAGUCGCCACCUCAGGGGUGCGAGAGGAGGGUGGCGGGGUGUGUGAUAGCUGGGGUGUAAAUUGAGCUGUGAUCGUCCAAGAAGCAGGAUAUGAUUGGAUGAAACACUGAGACCUUGUGCGCUUCAGCGCGGGGCACUUAGACACACUCUGCUUUAAACUGAAGCAGGCUGAAUUCCUGUCUCCUCCUGCCCGCCUUUUUUAUCUCUCCUCCAUCACUCUCUUUGUGUUUGUGGAUCUCUGAGCUUUCAUCUCCUACCGAGCCUUUGAAAUGUAAUGCUCUUUCUUUUUAUCUCUCUUUCUGUCUGCCACACGUAUCCUCCCUCUUCUGUUCCUAUUCCCUAAUAACUCAUACCGUAGUUAGGUAAAUUCUUUUCAACCGUAAUAUUUCACAAAACACUUGCGUAUGCGGUUCAGUAUGUUACCGAUGUUCCUGGAGUGCAGAGGGUUAUCAAAUGAGGUUGUUGGAGGUCUGUUUUUCUUUUUCUGUUCGUCCUUAUUUCUCUUUUCCCUGUAUCAUGUCUUCAGCAGCUUUACCCAUCUGUUUCUCCUUUUUUUUUUUUCUCUCCGCUCCCUAUGCACAGAAACACAAGGAGCGAGACAGGCACAAACCGAAACACAAGAAGAGCUCCAUGGACAUGUCUCCCUCCCUCAUCCUUCCAAACAUCAUGGUCCCAGAGAAGGUGAGCGCUCUCCUCGUCUCCUCAACCCUUCAGUUUGCUGCAUGACGACUGAGCUACAUGUCAUAUACAUUAAAAAAAGGGCUGGUUGCCUUUUUUAUUCACCUUGUUUAACCUUUUUAACUCUACUUGGGUGUAUUUAUUUGGAUAUAUUUAUUUCCCUGUCCCAGUACAUCAUUAAUUUCCCUCCCUUCAGCCGUACAACAGCAGCAGCUCAGGGGGAGGCGUCCCCUCCCUGCCAGCAUCCUCACAGAAGCGGCAGGAUGACAGUAGCGCCCGCUUCACCAACGCCAACUUCCAGGAAGUGUCGUCGGCUCACUCCGGUGGCACUUCCAAAGACGGCUUGUCCGCCGACGCCGGGAAGGUGGCGUCUGAGAUGAAGAGCAAGAAGAACAGCGGCGCAAGUCACACAGUAGGACAGAGGAGUGGCCGCAAGUCUCUCACCUCCUCAGGGAAACCCCUCCCCUCUGCUGUCGUCACCAUGGCAACUUCUUCCACAUCUGCCUCUGCUUCCACUGGGCCGUUCCACCAAGGUAAAUUGAUAGCUGCAAAUGGUCCUGUAUGUAAAUUUUCUCACAACAGGUAAUUAACCGUACAGCUAAAAAAAGGAAACGCAGUGCUGCGCCCAUCCACCAAGACCCACCUUAAGAUCCAACCAUGAGUGUGUGUGUCUGUGUGUGUGUGUGUGUGUUUGUGUGUGCGUGCUGUGUCAUUUUCUGGAUUCUGCCCAGGCACCAGACUUCAGUGUGUGGCUGUGAUAACAGUGUUUCGUCUUGACUGGCCUCUGGCUCCUGUAAUCAGGAGCCCUGUCUGAGAAAAGACCAACACACACAGACACACACAUGCUCAUAAGCAUAGAGAAAGAAAGAAGAGCAUGCAGGAAGGUCAGGACCUGAAAAGAGCCAGGGCACAUGCUGCACUCCUGUGGUUUGUUCAGUCAGAACCUUGAAGCCCUUGUCAGGUGUGCUUUUGUGUGUCUGUGAGAAUCCAUUUAUUUGUGUUUUUCCAGAGCAGUCUGUUGGUUCAGCAGGAGGACAGUGAUGAGGGAGGACUGACUGUACCGCAGAUAGAGAGUGGGAGAGCAGAUAAAGUGCUUAUUUGGGCUAUCUUUUCUUCUCUGCUCCCAUGAAGAUGUCGAGUAAAGUUGUGAGGAAACUUCCAGCUGUAAUGUUUUCCUCUCUCCGUGUCCUCUCUCUCGUUUUCUCCACUCUCUUCCUGUCUGUCUGUCUGUCUGUCUGUAUCGCAGGGCUCCUGCUGACCAGUGCCAGCAAGAUGCCCUCUGCCUCCUCCUCUUCGGACUUCUUAAGUUUCUCAGAUCCAUCAUUGCGUCCCGGAGGCGGGACAACUUUUUCCUCCCCGCCGUCAUUCAGCAGCUGCCUUGUUAAACCGAGCUCAGAGGGUGGAGCCUCCGAGGGAACCACAACGCUUUUUGGUUCCCUCAUGUCCGCCACUACAGCAUCUGCAGGUACUAGAUGAUAGAAGUAUAACCGUAGCAUGAGAUGAACCAGUCCAGCAGCGCCUUUUUCAGUUUCCCUCCCUCAUGAGAUCAUAUACAUACAUAAAAAGAAAAGUAUUCAUACUAUUUAGUCGCAUAAAUCUGUUGAGUUCUUGUUUGAUUUAAAAGACACAAUCACAUUUCAGUGAUUCUCCGGUCUUAAAGGAAUGUUUUCACAGUAAACUGUCAGAUUCAUGUGAAGAGGACCGAGUAUUUUUCAGGAAAAUUCUUAAUUCUGUUGUCAUUGGUUGAUUUCUCCAGAGGUAGUUGAAGUCAUUGUUCGCUUAAAACAGGAGAACUGAUGGUACAGAAUAUGUGGUCCUCAUAAAAGACCUGAGGCAGACACAUGAAAAGAGAAGAAAACACCUUGAGACUCCACUGACUUAGUACUUAAAUAUUCAGCUCUGCUUUUUUAUCAUUUCAGUGGGCGGGAAGCUGUAUGAGAAUUCCCACAGUCACACAGCGAGUGAGACGACAAGCCUCAGUGGGUCCGCUGGCUACAAACGGCCCCCACCCUCCAGCUCAGGGCCCGGGAUCGGAGGAGCCGCCGCAGGAGGAGGGGAGGACGGGGUGAAGAAGAAAAAGAAGGGCAACUGGCGAAACAGAUUUGGACCUUGCUUCACCACGGAUGUGAAGCCUUUGGAGCCGGCUCCCUCCCUGACUCUCCCCGCCUCCUCGGCGGCCAACACCUCCUCCUCCUCGACCGCCUCCCCUUCCUCCACCACGUCCUCGACGCUCUCAGGCCGGCCUGGCUUGGUUUCCAGCAGUGGAUUAGGGAUGGGGGUGGGGGUAGGAGGAGGAGAAAGAGGACUGGGGGUCAUGGGUGUCAGCGGUGGGAUUCAGAAGUCCCCGGCACUCCUCAGGAAUGGGAGUCUGCAGAACAGCGGCUCCACAACCACUGGACCAGGUGAGGAGGAAACAGCCCGUUAACACACAAAACACUCCAAUGUCUCAGAUAUCAGAGAGAGAGAUAACUGAAUCUGUCCGCCGGAUUACACAGCCAUCCUUCUUGUUUCGAAUUACCAAAAAUCAUCAUGUUGGCAGCUUAAAUGAGAAAACAGGCUGCUGUAAUUAACGAUAAAGUUCUCACACCAGUCAAACAAAGAAGUUGUGCCCCUCAUUCACUGCCCUUAGUGAUGAAAAAGGAAGUAGCUCAUGUGGUUUUGUUGCAGCAGUUUUUAUUCUUCACCUUCCUUCCUCCCUCCACAUGUUUGAGAAUUGCCUCUGUGCAGUAAGGUAUUAACAUUACCAAUCACAAACGGCAAGGAUUUGACACACCUUUGUAAUUGGCUCCCUGUGUGCCUGCGUGUGUGUAUGUGUGUCAGAGCCCGGGUCCAUGUGUUAUUUGCUCACACACGUGGAAGCAGUCGGUAUGUUUUUUUUUUUUUUCUUUUUUUUUUUUUUCCUCAUCGUGUUCAGUUGCUUGGCAACUGUCUUUAUGCUUUGGAGUUCCCCUCUGCUGAUGGAAAUGGCUCAAUACAGCCCCCACACAUCCCACAUCUUCCCUUUCUUACAGAAUUACCACCCUUUUGUUUCUCUCUGCUGCCGCUCAGCUGCUCUCCCCUACCUGCAGUCUGCGUCGCCUCAGAACCUCAGCUCACCUGUUGAUGCUUUAUGAAGCUGAUGGUGUGCGUGUGUUUUGUUUUUCCUAAUUAACUACACAAAUAAAUGAAAUAGAUGCUUGCUUCGGACUUAUCUAAUUUGUAAUGAUCACCAGUUUAUUUCACAUUUUAAGACAUUUUACAGAAAGCUCCUGCAUACAGCAAAACCUGAUUUCUCUGUUUUUUCUGACUAUUUUUGUUCAGAGAUAAAAUAUGAAUUCACAAUAAUCACUCGUCCUUUCAGAAUAAUUAAUUUUGAGAAUUUUAAUCUGUAAUAACAAUUAAAAAUAGCAUUAAAUUUCACAUUGAUUGGAACAUAUUAAACAAAAUGUAGUAAUUCAGUAUAAUUAUUUAACCGUAGUAGAUAACAUAAACAGAAAAAGUAUGAGAAGUAAGUGAAUAUGUAACAAUACACACACCUGUUUAAACAUUUGUUGCUUUGUCUUCACUGUCUGAUUCAGUUUAGGACAUACAUUUAAAACUACACAAACUUGGGGAGCUGCUUGCCUAGCGAUCAGGCAGCCAGGGUUCGAUUCCAGCCUGUGGUUCCUUUCCUACAUAUCACUCCUCGCUCUCUUUCCCCUGUUUCCUGCUCCAUCCUGUUCUAUCAGAAAAAGCUCCCAAAAAAUAAAUCUUAAAAAAUGAAAAUAAAAACUUGGACCAGUUGAAGUCUGGUGCGGUCUUUCUGUGUGAGUGUGCCCUCAGGCGUACAGAUUGAGUUAAUAAACAGCAGCAGCGUAGCUUUAACUCAGAUAUAGUGUGUUAGUAUUAUUACCCUCUGUCUAAUGGGCUUAACUGUGAAUUGACAGGAAUUUUCUUAUAAAUAAAAGUCGUAUCUGACCAUAAAUUUGAUCCUCAGUUUUGCCUUCAAACCCGUCUUUAGUGGGUAUUUAAAUAUUACAGCUAGACGGUGAAUCAGAACCCCAGUCUGGGCCAGUUUACUUCCUGGAUUUCACCUUUUGCAGUUGUGGUGGUUUGGGAUAAUUUGGUUUGUGAUUUUACAUCCAUCUCAGUUUUUUUGGUGCAGCAGUGGCAACGUAUCUGACCACAGCUGGUGAAGGCAGAUAGAAACAAAUAAAACAGUGGUGGUUAUGUAUGACUGCGCCUCAAAUGUAUGUAUGUGUGUGUGUGAACUGUGUGUUCUUCUUUAUACUGUAAAUAUUUGGCCAGGGGUUAAUGCAGGGCAGUAAUGGGGAGGAUCUUGGCGUUUAUCCCCCCCCUUCCUGUCCGCUGACUCCACCGUGCUGAUGGAUAGAUAGUUAGCCUGAUAGAUAUGUGUGUGUGAGGAGACAGAGGCAGGGGGUUAGAUUUUGGUUAGGUUAAUGUUUGACAGCAGGGGGGUCACUGAUGGGACGGACGAGCCGGUAGAGCACAGUGGGGUUUGUGUGUGGGGGAGGAAAGAUUCUAGGUGGAUGUGAAUAUAUCCAGUUCACAUGGAGUGCAUGUGUGUGCGUGUAUGUGUAUGUGUGAUGCUUGCUCCUGUUUUGUUUGCUUAUUAUGGGAUGCUUUCCAAUUUCUAUUUCUCAGUACUCUUCAGCUGUUGCUGCUUUUCCUCAUCCAACUAAAAUUCAUAAUUAUCAGCAGCUUGUGCUCACUGUGAAAACCAUGUGAGGGUAAACCAGAGGAACCUGAAAACCAGAAUUUAAUUCAGCGAACAGCAUUUCAUUUAGAUUCAAAUUAAACUGCGGUGAAAUUCUCCCUUAUUAUCUGAGUGUGUAGAAACAAUAAAAUAAUUCUGAAUUUUAAUAACGUUACUGAAGAUUCAUUGGUUCAGAAAUAAUUUGUCAUUUUGAUUUUUUUGUAAUUCACAGCUUUAUUUCAUUUAUCAUUUUUUAAAAAUUCAGUAAACUUUUUUAAAAAUGAUAAUAUGUGUUUUAAUAUUUUAAAUUUAGUUUUUAUCUCUAAUUCCAAAAGAGAGGGAACUCUGGGAUGAAUUAAACUGAGACUCCAUCCAAAAACAGAGAUUAUUACACAAUUUACACUCACACACACACACACAAAAAAAACACACAUUCAUGAAACCUCACACAAAUAACACAACAGCGUAUCUGAAAAUUGAAAGCAAACAGUUUCAAAGUGACGGCUCUUUCAUGUGCAACAGAAGAAUAUGUUUGUGUUCUUCAGCACAAACCGCGCAGAAUAAAAAUGUGUUAAAUUUGAAUAAUUUUGAUUUAAUUUGUCCGAGUUUGGUCAGCCCUCACUCCUCGUUUCUAGCUGCUUUCUUGCACAUCAGAACUGCAGCGACUCUGUUUGUUUAUUUUGAAACUGAUGUGGCUUCAUCCCCCCCCCUCACCAUGUGACAUACAUUUAGCAGACAAACACACACAGAUGUGUGGACACAGAGUCUGCACACACACUCGCAAACAUAUUUACAUUGACUGUCCUUCAUGUCGCGCUGCUCGCUCCACAAAUUGGCGUGAUGUUUGAAUAAAUUUCUGUCUUGUCUUUGAAGACUCGUAGAGUAAAAGACGUCUCUGUCAUUCUGGUGGGUUUCAGUGUUUUUCUCCACGAUCUAUUUUUUAACUUUAAAUGACCGUCUGCAGUGAAAAUCAAGAAGGAACACGUCAGAGCAGCAGACUCAGCUAUUUAGAUGGAUGUUACUUUUUAGUGCAUAAUGUGGAGAAACUGGCAAGUCAAAACUGUGAUUCAGCUGUUAAAUAGCUGCAACAUGAUGCCAGCCGCUCGGUUUUUUCAUCGGGUUUAACCCUCUCUAAACAGACAACAUAGAUUUCCUAUGGAGAUAAAUGCAGCUUGAACUAAUCAAGGUGGAUAUUUUUGAAGCUUAGAGAACAGACGUACUGAGCGGGAAGGGAAAAGGAGCAGGAAGGUCGGGCAGUGGAGGCAGUUGUGCUUCGGGGGCUUAAUCUUAUUGAUCACAUGGAUAGGGUAUAAGUUUUACAGGCUCAAGAUUGUGUGUUAGAGGUGUGUGUGUGGAGAAAUGGUUUUACUCUUUGUCUUCUCUUGCAGCCCAGAAAAAAAACUCUAAAUUUAGAAAAAAAAAAUCCCAUCAUUAGCACCUGCAUGUAUUACAUCUUCUGAACUUUGCAGAAUUUUUUUAGUGAGACAACAUUUUUUACUGAAAUUGGAAUAUCAACAUAUUUGUCCCUGCAGAAGUAUUUCAACUCAUUCCAAAUAGUUGAGGCAGAAAUAAGGUAAUCAGGUAACAGCCACACAAGCAUUAUUCACUCAAUUAUCACUUUAUUCUCAAAGUUGAAGAAUUUUAAAAUAUCAGUCAAAUCUGAAAAUAUGUACGGCAAACACAGUAUAUGAAGACGGAUUCAUCUUUCAGUAUUGGGCCGUUUUAAAUAACCUGUGCGUCUCAUCUUUGAAACAGUCAAUAUGAAAUAAAAUUAACCUGUAUUUUUCUCAGUUGCUGGCUCUGUUUCUGCACCAGCCCUUUGUGUGUAACUCAUUUUGAGCUAAACCCUGACAAACUGUUGGUUUGGCCUCUUACCCAGCUGCUAAAAAUCUUGCAGCAGCUCGUGCCCCCUGAGUCACGGCCGCUCUGCUUUGGGUAUCAAUUUUUCUGGUGCGUAUUACAAAGCGUUAUAAAUAGUAUGUAGGGCCAUGUAGUGUUCCUAUCUCUCUCUCUCUUUUUGCUCUCCCUCUCUCUGCCUCCACCCCUCCCCUCCUGGCACAAAGAUCUCUUGUUCCCCCAGUGAAUGUGCGCUGCCCUGAGCCAUUCAGGCUUUUGUGGGGCUGAGGGGCCCUCCACCCCUCCUCCUCCUCUGCUGGGGUCAAAGGGGGGCAGGGGCAGGGCUUAUCCCUGGUUAGUGGGCGAGCACGGGGGUGAGGGAAGGGAGGGAGAGAGAGCAAAGAGAUAAGAGAAUGGAGCAUGCGUGUGGGUGUGUGAAAAUAGAGCAAUAUGCUUGAGUAGAUGAUUUAUAACUCAUGUAUAUUUUACUAGACCGUGAUCUUGAUAGGCUGAGUGAAACUGUGAGUGGGUGUGUUUUUUUCUAAAUUUAUUUAAACAACAAAGAAAUGACAGAAUUGAUUUUUUUACCUCUCUCUUCUGUCUCAGUGUGUAAAACAUUAAUGAGAAUGAUUUGUCUCGUCAGAUCUCGUGUCAGCGGCUCUGUGUGUUUUUUUACGCUUGAUCUGGAGCUCCUAAUUUUUUUUUUUUUUCCCCACUGUGAAGAAACUAAAUUACUUGAUAACACACUCAGGCAGAGCUUUGAAGCCACGCAUUAUAUUGACUGAUUAAUCAAUGGUGCAUGUGAUUGGUUAAAGCCGACCUGGUUUGAAACGUAAUUUUAGGUGUUUUUUUGCUCUAAUCCGGGGUCAAAUUUCUCAAGUUAAAACAUUUUUAAAUUUUAGUUAAAGACAAAAAUGAAGAGGAAACAGUCAAAAUAGUCAUUGUUGUGUUAUGUUUAAUUUAAAAGCUGUAAUUUCUCUUUUUAAAUAGAUGAGUUCAACUCUGAAAAGACUGGGAUAUUAUGAAUAAAAAGAACAAAUUCUAUAGUGUUAUAUAUUUUAUAAAUUAAAUAAAAGGAUGUAGAUGAUUAGAGUCGACAGAAAGCAGUGACAGUGAACUUGUUUGCACAAUACCAGACAGCUGAUAGUCCUUCAUUCAUUCAUUCAUUCAUAUGUAGUUUACAGAUAUAAUCAAUAUAUCUGUAUCUGUGAUGUGCAAUAUCAUGUGUAAUACAUUCAUAUCUCAUUUAGCCCACUGACUUACCCCCCAUUGCUUACAUUCGUACUCAACACCUACUGCAUCGCUUGUGCACUUUGUAAAUAUUUAUCUUAUACUUUUAUACUUUUUUAUAUUCUUGUAUCCUUAUUUUAAUGUAUUCCUCCGAGUAAUUAUUGCGUGUUUUUAUCUGUGCUUCUUUGGGUGGAGCGGUCACUCUCAUCCAGGGCAUUUCAUUGCAUCUUUGGUCUUGUUUAACCUGCAAAUGACAAAUAAACCAAUCUUGGAUCUUGGACCUCAUCGCUGCCACCGUAGAAUUCACUGACAAAGACGGUUAAAAUCAGUUCUGUGGAAGUUCUUCACUGACUGUCACUGUGAUUUCCCCACAGGUGUUUUCUCCUGUGCUGAUGGGCCAUCGUCAGGGACGGGAGCUGUCGCCAUGGGCGGAGCCAGCUCUGAGUUGUUGCAGCAACAGCAGCCCACACCUUCCCUCGCCCCUCCCUCUCCGUUCACGGCCACCGCGCCACUAACCAGCACAACCUCCGCACACGUGAGUCUAAACACCAACGCGUGAAAACACACACGCGCAGACACACACAUGUUCUCUUUCCUCUAUCGGAAGCCUUUAUAUCUGUCAAUUCACACACACACACACAUCUCUGGUGUCUUUGAGCUGAAGCGCAGAUAAACUGUGGGAACACAAAUAAACCACAGCACGUUAAUUAAGCGUCUUCCCGACCAAAUCUCUCAGCACUAUUAUUAAUCCACUACAUGUUAAUUAUGUGUGAAAUGAGUGUGUCCUGACCUUGUGUGGGUUGUGUUUUCUCAGCGAGAUAUUCUGGGGUGCACCUGUAGAGGGUUUUCCUGCGUUAGCGAGAGCACAAAUAUGGAAGUCUUUGUGAUUUCUGUAUUGACUUGGCAUUGAAACACGUUUGAUUCCUCUGCCAGAUUUAACAACCAGUAUCCUCGGCGUGCAGGGUGUGCAUCUUAAACAUUGAAAUGUGUUAAUUUUAUUAUUAUUGUUAAUACUAUAAAGAGCGUUUAACGGAUGUGUUGCAAUGAAAGGGUAAAAAAAAUAACCAUGUGUCCAGAGCAUGAAAAUAGCCUUUCCAAAUGCAUUUACUCAAAGAGACGAUCCAGAGUCUGGGCUGCAUAUUUGAGGAAAACCCCCUCCUCGUGUGCGUUCACUCAAAACAAUCACAUUAUUGUAACGCCAUCUAAUUUUAAAGCUAUUCCCGUUUAAUCACCAGAUGUUGAAGCAACAGUUCAUCAGGUUUAUUCGGAUCAGGAAAGCUGUGGCGAUUUCUCCGUCGUGUCGUUGAAUUGAAUUGAACGCGCUGAAUAUUCAAAAGUGAAGGCACUGACUCUGAUUCAAGCUGCCCAGCCCCUCCACUAAUCACUGCCCAUCAUCUCACAAAAAGAAGAAAAAAAAGCCUCAUCUUCAAUCGCCGACCCCGCUCGCCCGUUCUUUUUAGACGCUCCCUAAAGACCACGCUCUGUCUCUGUCCACCCAGCCCCAUUUUUUUUCCUCGCCCGUGUCCACUUAACACCUCUCUCGCUCUCUUUUUCUCACACACACUUUCUCUCACCCUCGACCUUCCUCCUCUCUGUCCCCAUCCAUUUCUCUUUUUCUCCCUCCGUUGUCCUGUGAUGUAAUGACAUCUGACAAGCACCACAGUAGGGAUGGAGGGAUAGAUGGAGGGCGGGAGGGAUCAGGCCAAUGUGUGUGUGCAUGUGUGUGUGCAUGUGUGUGUGUGUGUGUGUGUGUAGAAGGGGAGGCAGGGGUUGCACUCAUGCCUUGAAUUCGCUGGCCUGGCCUUCAUCUUGCCCGCUCUCUUCUGUGCGGCACAUAUUAUAGAGGACGAGAGGCCCAGGGAAGCACAGGAUAUCACGCCUGUUUGCAGGAUGUAUAGAUGAGUUUAGGCUCUAACUGUGUGUGAGUGUUUGUGUGUCUUUAUGUGUGCGUGUGCAUAUGUAUUUAUUUGUGUGUGAGAGAGUGAGAGAAAGAGACAGAAAGAGAGCGGCAGAAAGCACGAGGAAGACUUUAAUAGAGAAGGAAAGAUUUUUCUCCUUCCGUCAGUCACUCCAGAUUGUUAAAACCAUGUGUGCUGGUUUGUAUAAGUGUGAUGCACAGCUUUGGGCAUCUGGGACACACACACACACACACACACACUCACACACUCAGAGAGAAAGAGAGAGAGGAAACACACUCCGAAUCGAGGCUGCAGAAAUUAUGCAACUGCAGAAAGACGCCAAUAACAGGCUUCCCUCAGUGUGUGAGAGUGUGUGUGUGUAUGUGUAUGAGUGUGUGUGAGUGACAGAGACCAUUUACUAUUUUCAGUCCGCUAAGAGACUCCCGGCCUACUGUUAUUGGCUAUCAGCCCAGGACAGAGAAAAGGGAGUGCAAGAGAGACUUUGAAUGAAAAAUGAAUGAAAAUGAAAAAUGAAUGUUGAUGGGAAAAGGGGGCUGGAUUAUGGCGCUGAGAAGGGGAGGAGGAGGAGGAGGAGGAGGAGGAAGAAGACGAAAAAGGGAAGCGUUCUGGAAAGAAAUCUGAAGUCAUUUAAACGAGAGAGAGAGAGAGAGAACGGACAGACGGUGCUCACUCUCUAAAACUUUGAUAAACCACGGUGGAGGAAAUUUCUAACACAAUGAAUUUCCCGAUUUUAUUAUUUUAGGCAAAUUUCUUGAAUUCAUUUCUAAUCUAAGUUUAUGGUUUAGCUUCCUCGGGUGAACCUUAAGUGCUGGAUUAAAAAAUAUAUAUAUAAUUUUUUUUUUUUAAAUGUUGAUUUUCUGACUUUUUUCCUCACGUUUGUUUUUUUUAAAGGCUUUUCAAUCUCAAAUCAAGUUUAGUUGGAAAAAUAUACCUGCAAUUGUUUUUCAGCCAAAGUCACAAAGUAGUAUCACUCAUAAUAUUUAGAUUAUAUGUAUAUAUAUAUAUUUGUAUAUAUUAAUGUGCUGCAUAUGCACAAUUCUCAGAUAAAUUGGUGCCAAUCAUGUCGUGGAAAAAAAAAAUGAAGAAAACAGGAACAAAGUUCUACAUGUCGAACAGCAGAAAGACAAAAACUGCAAGUUACUACUUAUUAACACUAUUAGAUAUUAACUGGAUUUAUGUACAUUUUGCAAUUUUGCACGAUUGUAUCCCAAAUCAGAUAUUUUUCAGACCCAUACAAUCAGCCAUUUUGUCCCAGACCUGGUGCUCCACCCUCGCUCUCCUCCCUCUAACCCCACCCUUUACUCCUCAGUCCUUAUUUGGGAAAUGCCUUAAUUGGAUUAAACUGUAUGCAUCAGAAACACUUUGUCAGCAUGUCAGCGUACUGUCAGGCUGCUGUGGCAGUUUGAGCCCAGUGUGUGUGUGUGUGCUUGUGUGUUUUGAAUAAUGAGCUGCACAUCUGUAAUAUCCUUGUUUUUGUACGUGGAAUCAAAAUAAAGUAUGUUUUAAUCCAUAUCUGUAAUUGCUCUCAAAGAUCUGGGAUUGUUAUUCUGCAGGCUGUAUGUAAACAUGUUACUCUAGCUCCUGUUAAAAAUAAGGGACAAACUGAACAAUCCAAAUACACCUCUGUGACAAAGCAACACGGGUUUUAAAUAUUACUCAACGAACUACAAAUUUACAGUCAGGCACAAUUCUGCUUAAAAAUCCAUUUAGUAUUUCUUUGACACAAAUCAACACUUGUAUAAAAACACAGAGUGUAACAUAUUGUAGCCUUUUACAUCUAAAGAUGUAUGAAGUGCUACAACAAAGGACACAAAAUCUGUACUCUGCAAUUUUUAAGGUUGAUUUUUUCACAAAUAAACUCCAGUUAUCACAAGUCAGCUUCUAAAACAGAAGAAUUUACCUCUUCUACUUUUAAAUCCUGACGAUUUCAACACAAAUUUUCCCAUCAACAUUCAUUUUUUGAAAAAUAUGUGAUUGUUUAUUAACUGUCUAAAAAAUCUCAACUAGAAUAGCCAUCCUUAUUAUAGUUUGUCUUUAGUAUCACUGUAAAAAUAUUUGACUGAGUGGAUAUUUUUAUUUCUGUGCCCCUAAAAGAUCAUCUCUGUCGAUAAACACUCCUCCUCUGUCGUGUAAAUCAAACUCGUUUUAUUCACAGCAUCUCUUCCUUUGUCCUCCUCUCCAGGUGAGCGGCCUGCCAGGGUCAGUCUUCAACCUCGCGCCCUCCCACAUGUUUGGAAACCGGCUCAACCCAAACUCAGCCAUGGCCGCUCUCAUUGCUCAGUCUGAGGCCUCACCAGCAGGUACAACAGCAUACCUACGACUGCUACGUGAAUGUGUGCGUGUACGUGUGUGUGAGACCAAAGUAUGUGUGUGUGUUUGUAAGAGGGAGAGAGAGGAGGAGAUAAUGGAUAGGUCACGCCCCCUUGGUCCCACAGAGAGGUCAGGGGUCAGCACUCGUAAUAUUUUCAAGCUCCUCCCACUCCGCUCCGAUUACACACUGUGAUCACCACGGCAGAAAAACCACACACAUGCACAAAUACAUUCAGCGUAUAAACACACACACACACACGAUUCACACGUUAGACAUCGCCGUGAUCAGUGAGGAGGACAAAUUUUGAGAUGGAGAAGAGGAAGAAGCGCUGAGCUGCGUUCAAAAGCUCCCGCAGCAGGAAAGAGUUGGUCUGUCCUCUGUCCGGUACAGAGGAGCUGAUGAAGGAGCAAGAUGACUUGACUUGAGUAAUCAGAGUAGCUGCUCCCUGAUGUAAGACAUCUGGACGAACAGAGAGGCAAGAAAAGAGAAGAAGGGAGAGAAGUUUAGAGGAAGAGGAGGAGGAGGAGGAAGGUGGGUCCUUCCUGCUGCCGGUCAGCAGUCAUCAGAGCCAGAUCCACCCCGACCUGCAGGUCAACUCACUAAUCAGGCUGAAUGACAGCAGGCCACAGGGCUCUGUGUGUGUGUGUGUGUGUGAGAGAGAGUGUGUGUUUCGAAUAGUGAGAGACUAUGUAGGUCUGUGUGUGGACAACAAUUCAGCUUUGUUAUAUUUGAAAGAAAAAAAAGAGGGAGAGAUUUGUGGAAUUAAAAACAAUUUUUACAUCAGAGUGGCAACUUUUUUUUUUUUAACUUUACAAAAAAAUGUAAAGAAAUUUGUUAAGUUGAUGUGUGUUGGCAUGAAAAUAAAAAUUAAAAUAAGAAGAACUUUAUUAAUCCCUAAAGGGAAAUUUAACAGUAUAUAAAAAUAGCAGAAAAAUAGCCGACAAAUUAAUGGUUUGAUGCAAACAGUUGUAUUAUCUAAGCUGUUUGUCUUAUUUUGACUCUGUUUAGAGGAUGCUUGAGAACAUUUUUAGGGAACAGUCGUAAAGACUCCAGUGAACUCUUCUGUCGUUUGACAUCGUAGCAGUCAGUGGGAAGUACACUUGCUUUGCAAUUAAAUAGCGCUGUCUACUUUGACAAAUAUUGAUGGUUGUUUAGUAAAACCUCAGGUUUAGGACAAUCCCAUUUAUUGAAAUUUAAAAAGCAUCUUUUUUGAGUCCCACCUGGUAUAUAUACACUCAGGAUGCAGACAGUGUCUGGACACCAAAUAAGUAAACCUCACUUUUCAAAAUAGACAAUUGCAAAAGCUCAUGGAUAUUUUCUGUUUUUGUUUUAUGUUUUUCUAUAUUUUUUGUUUGGAUUUUUGACUAUCAGGAAUUUCUCAUUUCUGGACUUUUUUAAAAUAUGUGCCGCUAUCUGACCUCCAGGAUUUACAAAGGUUUUUUUUUUAACCACAAGUCAAGUUUUCUUACAAUUGAUAUACAAUCAGAAUCAGUCAGAUCCAUAACUUCCCUGAUCAACACUCUUCAGAAGUCAGAUACAUGCCAAAUAAUAAAAAACUCUGAUUUUGAUUUUCAUCCUUCUGAAUUUAACACUCAGACUUUUUCUCGCCCUGAAUUUCUGCACACAGUUGUGUACGUCCCACACAGUUUAACUCGCGUGAAGUUCUGUUUGUGAACUAUUAAGGGUCAUUUGAGCACAAACGCGCAAGGUGUGCGAGUGUUUGUAUGCAUGUAGCCUGUUUACUUUGGCAACCGGGUCUCUUUGCUUUGGAGCGUCGGGAGGGAGGUGCCAGGAGGGAAAGGGUUAUGAGAGAAAAAGGAGGUGAGCGACGGACUGGAGUGGUGACACCGGCGGGGGUAAAAGCUGGGAUUGACUGUCUUAAGUAGAGGGGAGUUUGUGAAAGUGUGUAAAUGCUAAAGUGUGCGUUUGCAUGUGUGUGCAUGUGUGAUUCAUUACUCUUACUGAGGAAAAUGAAAAGAAGCGUCUGGCCAGGGGCCCAGAGGGAGGACGCAGAGACUCUCACAGAAAGUAGAGCGAGAGGGAGAGACGAAGCUUGAAUGGAGGCUCGUGAAAGAGAUACAGAGGAAGAGAGAUGAAGUUUGGUAGAUUGUACAUUCAGGAGAAUCUAAAUAACUCAAAUUUUUAUUUUAUUUGUAGUUCCCAGAUCUUUAUUUUCUCUCGAAAAACUCCCCCAGAAUAAUCCACUAAGUGACUGUUUCCCUGUGAAUGAGGAAACCAGAGAUUUUGAGAAAUGAUGCUCUAUCAGCUGUCGAGUGUCAGUAAAAUCAACACUUGUUUUGUUGACAGUGUUUUAAUGUGAAUACUACACGUAAACAGACACUAUAUCCCUGUUUGUCAAAAAGUUAUCACAGGCAAUCAAAUCCAGCAUAUAUAUAAGCUGCACAGUUUAUGGACACAAUUAAUGAAACUCCAAUAAAUGUCAUUCAGACGGACAUAUGUGGUAUUGGCAGCAGCAGCACUCUGUAAAUACACUGUCAACACGAAUCAAUCACAAAGAGCGAAUGACAGUCCCGCAUAGUUCACUGUGUUUUACAGCUCGAGCUGUCGCUUCUGUCAUGUUUAUACCGUCACAUAAAAUCAGCUGUAAAGAGUAUACAACAUUAAACACAGAUGUGAAAGCAAACAUGAACAGAAUAUUUUUACCCUCUUCAAAGAGCUCAUUUAAAUCUAACAAUUAUAUAUAGAUGACUCUACAUAUUCACAAUUAGAUUUUUAAUUACACAGUAUCUCUAAAUGUUAUGAAUAUGACAUAUCAUUUUCUUAGUUUGUUUGCUUGAUGUAAAUAUACUCCAUAUCUGUAUAUAUAUUGUUCCUUUCCCACACGUGUAAAGUACCCAUUCUUGUACUCUAAGGGAUGCUGGGUUUCAAACAAGCCGGGUGGUCUCUCCCCUCCUGAGAGCGAUGGACGCAUCGUCCAGGGUUCCUAAGAAGAACGUUAGAUUUAAUUUUAAUUUGUCAGUCCAUCUUAAAUGGGCUCGGACCCUCAGAACCAAACAUGUACAGAUAAAUCGGCCGGCCGAUUGAUCGGCGCAGAUUUCCUAAAUUUGGGGGAUCGGAGAACAGCUGAUACUUACAAAGGUCUGCAAGUCAGCCAUUGUAGCUUUUUCCUUUUGCCAGAAUGACAGGCCAGUUUAGUUUGUCCUGUAGAUUAUUAUAUCACUAACUUUCUCAAACCUUGUGAUUUCCUUUAUUUGCAAAAGCAAAAUACUGCUGUGCACUUAAUUUCGGUAAGAGGCUCAAAACAGGCCUGCAGUGUGACCUGUUGUGCAAGUAUUGUUAAUUUUUUAAAUGUGGAAAAUAAAAGACUAAAGGAACUGAUAUAAUGUCGUAGUUUGGACAGCAAUUUUCUAAACUUUUUAUUUAUAUUUGGGAGAAGUACCUCAUGUGCAGUUAAAACAAACACAAAAAGGUUUGUAUUGUUCCACAAGUUUUGUUUCAUGUUUUUCAUUAAAAUAAGAUAGGAGCAUCGAAGGUGUAUGUUGUCAGUUAUUUUAAAAAAAAAGGUGCAGAAUGACUGGUGCAAAAAUCGGUAUCGGCAGGUCAAGCUUUUUAAAGAUCGGUGAUCAGCAAAGAAAAUUGUGAUUGGUGCUCCCCUACUCAGAACCUGCAUCUGUGACGAGCUGCAUCCUCGGACACUGCUUUAGAUUAAGUCUACAAAAUGACCCAUGAGGCCCCAUAGAUGGAAAUCAGUGACGUCUUAAAACAAUUACCUCAGACUUACAGUAAAUCCCGUGGAUGGGCAAUUUACACAGACAUCGUCAUCAGGCAUUAACUCGCGUUUAAGCUUCCCCUCAUUUACACUGGUGUUUAAAAACAUGUGGAUGCUCGCGGUUUUCAUGAUAAAGUCUUGUGGACUUCAGUUGGUUUGGUUCAGUAGAGGUCAUUGAUGCACAAUUAAAUUUUGUGUGUGUGUGUGUUUUUGUGUGUGUGUGUGCAGAUCAGGAGGUGGGUGACGGCAGCAGCGGCAUUGGAGCUCAAGGCUUCUCCAUAAGAGCUUCUCCAAAGACCACCCCACGGUGAGUACACUCACACACACACAGAUGCCCCCCUUCCUCACCCAUCUCUUCCCAUUUACAUUCCUCACCCCCCUUCAACUCCCACCUCCUCCCUCCUUCACCCAUCCCCCCCUUUCUCUCUCUCUCUCUCUCUGCUUUUCCCCUGCUGGCCCCUCAUCUCCCCUCUCUCUCUCUUACUCUCUCUCUCUCUCUCUUUCCCCUCACUCCUCACACACACGCACACACACUCUCCCUUUCGCUCUCACCCCUACAGGCAAUUCUCGCUCUCUCAGCCAACGAUAACUUGUGUUUUUGAAGGUGGUAACCAUCCUUCAACUCCAGUUAGAUUUUUUUUUUUUUCCCUCUCUCGCUUCAAUCACACAUGGACGGAGCGUCUGAUUUCCUGCAUCUUUAUCAUCAUUUGGGAAUAUUUACAAGGAUCUUUCCGGAUAGGAAUAUUGAUGAUGAGAACCCAUGUUUGUUUAUGUCUGCAUGUUGGUGGGACGGAUGAUUUCACUGGAGGAGGUUGGUUGUUAAUUGAUUAUUUCCGUUGAUUUUUUUGUUUUAUUUCGGGUACAUCUUUAGAUUCGUAUUUGAAAGGGCGGCUUUUGUUUACACAGAAAAGAUGACGACAGAGGAAUGUGUUCGUGGCGAGAUAUUUAUGAGUGAUUGGAAAAGAUUUAACACAUUUAUACACACAAAAAAUGACUUUUUGUGCUUUAAGAUUAUAUUUUUUGUUGCUUUUAAUGUCAGUUUUACACUUUUACCCCCUUUCUCCACAUUCCUCACCACUACCACCACUCCUUCUCUCCUGUCGUUCCUCCUCUUUCACACUCAACAGAUUGUCUCAGCACACUCACACACAUCAAGAUUUAUCGCAUCAAGCCAGUCCACUUCCCUUUUUCUGCCUCCCUCUCUUGCUACGUCCUCUCUCUCUCGCUCUCUAGCUCACAGAAAGCCUGGCCCCUUUUCAUUAGAGGCCACUGUAACAACAAAUUGAUGUAGUUUUAUAGCCAGCAGUGUCUAUGUUUGUCUGACGUUUAUGUUGGGUCGUUAAUCUCCCCAUUGACCUCUCUAUCUCUCUCUCUCUCUCUCCCUCUCUCUCUCUCUCUCGCCUGUCAUUCAGCUCUCCCAUUGGUGGCCUGCAGAUCCGCUAUGACUCCUCGGGGUCGUUGCCGGGGCCAGGGUUGCUAGGGGCGGGGGGAGGCGGCGGAGGGGAGACGCUGCCCCCAGUGGCCACCAGCAUAGAGCAGCUCUUGGAGAGGCAGUGGAAUGAAGGGCAGAGCUUCCUGAUGCAGCAGGGAGCACACGGGGACGGUGAGAAGACACACACACACACACACACGCACACAUUUCCACCAGUGCAAAUAAAGUAUUGAAUCCAACCACCCUACUAAGCGUCAUCAAUCAUUACUUGCACUUUUCCCCGUUUCUCCAAUCCUCCACUCCCUACGAGUCGAUCCAUCGCCCUGUUGCUUCCCCUUCUCCCCUCUCUUCGCACUUCCUCCGAUAUUUCAGCGUCUGUCAAUCUCUUCCAGUUAUCCGCCAAUCAGAACGCCUCUUCAUUGAUCUAUAAAGUCAAAAUGAAAAAAAGGGGAGGUGGCCCAGUCCGUUAGAAAGAUAAUUCUUCAUUCAGAAGGAGUCGGCUCUAAAUUUCACCGUUGACAAAUCCUCCUCCUCUCCCUCCUACUUAAGCUGUCCUCUAGCCCUACGCUUAGUCCGCAUAGACAGCCGGGUCAGUGUUUCUGUAGCUGAUCUUGACCCCUGACCUCCCUGUGGUGUAUAUCUGUCUGAUCAGUCUCUGAGUUUCAUGGUUUUGCCUCGAGGAAGAGGUGGCCUUUCUUAUUGUCAAAGCCGCAGUGUUCUCUCUCAUGAAAAGAUCACUCUCAUACAGCUUCAAACCGGCGGUAUAAAACACGACAGAUAUAAUAAAUGUAAACCAGGCUGAUUGUUUUAGUUCAUCUCACAUAUGAUUGGACAUAAAUUUGCUACACUCAGUGAAACAUUUCUAACCUGGAAACAGUACGUUUUACCAUCAUAAUCACUCAAACGCACCGAUCGAUCAAUCACUUUGUCCCUCUUUGUGUCUGUUAGUCGUCGGCAUGUUGAAGUCGCUGCACCAGCUGCAGGAGGAGAACAGGCGUCUGGAGGAGCAGAUCAAAACCCUGACCAUGAAGAAAGAGAGACUGCAGCUUCUCAGCGCACAGUUAUCAGUGCCUUUCACCCCAUCCACGGCCUCCUCUGGUACACACAUGCACACACAAAAAACACAUAUUCUCUGCAGAUACACUUAAAGCUGUAGUUGACAUGUUUAUGCGUUUAGACAGCUGAUGAGAGACGAUUUAGUCAAAGCAGGAUGUUAAUAAAAGAUGAUCAUAUUUUUCAAGAAAGUAAUCACCAGAAAAGUCAAUAAACUAAAUCAUUAAAACUAAUUAUUUGCAGUUAAAAUGCUAUUACACAAACGCUCAGAGAAAAUCUAUAUGUUGGUGUUUUGUGUCGUAGAUGUGAAAGGAGUCCAUCUUGGAGCGACUGACUCAUCUUUACCUGCUGCAGCUCAGGUAAGAACAAAAAGUCAACAACAUGAUGGUCACUUAUAUCCUGUUUCAUCGAAAAGUCCUAAACCUGACUUCUCUGUUUGUUUCUCUCUAUCAGGACAAUACAUCAUGUGGCGGCCACAGCAGCAGCGGCUCCACCUCCUCUCUCUCCACUCCUCCCUCAGUGUCACAGAGCCCACCCCAGCCGCAGCUGAACGGCGUCCCCGCUGUGGGAGCUGCCGCGGCCGGGCUGGGCGGGGUGACGGGGCUCAUGGGCGCCCUCGGCGGUGGGAACACUCUGGGCAUGGGAGGAAUCGCAGGGGGGCUCAAUGGUGUGAUCCAGACGCCAGGGGGGACCGCCAGCCCUCACACACACACUACAGCGACAGGUGUCACAUUACCUGUCAAUAACAGGUACGACUGACAGCUCUGUCAGAUUUUCGAAAGUCCUGUCAGCCUUGCAUUUACCCCUCUGUUACUUCAGAGUUCAAACACGUUCGCACACUAAACCUCUCUGUUCCUAUUAGACCUUUAAAUGUGAACUUUACUGCAUGCUCUUCUCUCUGCUCUCUCUUGCUUGCGUGUUGGAUUCUAACAGCUCUACUACGAGUAAAAGCAGGUGAGACAGUCGAAGUUUGGCGUCACAACAACCCCCAGAUUUAUUCCUGUUAGACCUUCAAGUUGGGAUUUUUUUCACCGUUUUGCAAAAUCAUAUUAUUGUUUAUGGGGAUGCAUCUCUGAUUCAGCUGCAGACAGGACAUCCUGAGAUAAGUGAGGACGGUUUCUCUGACUGUUUGUCCUCUUCUGUCUCUACAGGCUCAGCCUGCUGUCGGAGCAGCAAAGACUUUUCCUGCAGCAGCACCAGCUCCAGCAGCUGCUCGCCUCACAGCCAGCGGUACAACCCAAACACACAAACACCCUUACAUAGGCAGACGUGUGGGGUAGAGGUGGUGUUGCAUCUUCAGGUAGUGCAGAAACAAACAGGCUUAUAGAGUAUUCUUACAUACCCAUUUUUUGAGUUUCUUAAAAUCAGCUGAACUCUGAGAUAAAAAUGUGCAUAACUCCAGAGUCAGUUCAGUCCUUGGUUUCAUGACAGGACCAAGCUGACUAAUAUUUACUCAAUGUUGUUGUCCCUUCUCCUUCUAUUUCCUCCCUCUCUCUCUCUCUUCCCUCUGACUCCCUCCAUCCUGCAGGAGCAGCAUCAGGUGUUGCUCUACCAGCUCAUGCAGCAGCAGCAGGACCUCCAGCAGCUGCAGUCCCUCUCCUCCUCGACCCAAAUCUCCUCCAUCCCGCUCUCCUCCGCUCAGCUGCCCAUCAACAACCUGCUGCCCGCCGCCCAGAGCCAGGGCCAAGGAGCCAUCACCGCCAACCCUUUCCUGGCGCUGCAGCACGCACACGCCGACACGCACGCCUCGGGGGCACAGAAGCCGCGGCUCGCCGAGAAGGCCGUGGGCGUAGCGGGGCAGGAGAAGACAUGACGGCAGAUGCUGUUUUUGUUGCUCUGUUUUGUUUUUAUUAUUUUCCUGAAAAUAAAUAUGCAGAGUUUUUUGGGGGAGAUCAGACUGUUGCUCAGCUUUGUAGUUCAGAAAACACUGACAGCAGAGAAAUCUGUGUCCUAUAUUCAGUCUGUGCUUCUUCACCAGCACCCAAAACAGCGAGUGAUCGGAGUCAUUUGCAUUUGUUGACCUCGCUAGGUUUAUUUUUGCUACUUUUUUCAGGUUUCAGUCUUAACACAGCAUUUUGUGUUAAUUUUUACUAUUUAUUUCCAUCCAAUUUAUAGAUUUUUUUUUUUUUUAGCUUUAGAGCUGCUUCAGGUUUUGAUUUUUCCACUGUUAACAUGAUUUUCGUUUGAUGUCACUGGUAGCAUCUUAGCGUGUUUGUGUCGGUAAAUAAGCACAUAUUGUGUCCGUUCUCGUCUCCACACAUAAAAUUAUUUCAAUAUUUUCUUCGCUAAUUUCAUCAUUCUGUAUCUUCUUCACUUUUGUCUGUCUUGGUCUCGUGUUUCAUUGUUUUUGUCAGUCGUCACCAACCCUCUGCACUCGCAUCCCUCUCGGUCUGGUCUCUCUGCUGUCUCACUCUCUCAGGGGCCUCAGCACACAAGCUAGCACACACAUACACACACACAUAAACACACACACACACAUGAACACACAACUACAAACCUUUAAAAAUGGCAGAAAUACAUGAAUAUAAAACAAGAAACUGCUAUUCCCUCGCGCAGGGCUCAACAGAAGCAGAUGUAUGUUUGACAUCUGUCUUGCAAUAGUCCUGAGGGGAAUGUUGGGUGAGAGGCUUGUGAAAAUAUUCCACAUGUUGUCGCCUCUAUUCGUGUGUCUCUUUCACUCUGUUUGCGUUGAUCCUUUAAUGUCAAUGAGCCAAGACUCAAACACAUGGUCACCGCAGAAGCCUUGCUUUUGACUGCCUCUUCUCUGGGCCAGAAACAGGGGGCUCACUCAGGAACAGAAAUGUGAAUUUUAAACGUAGAAAAGCAGCUAGUUGAAUGUUUAGAUGGAUCAUAUUUAUCCAUGGGUCACAGAGAGAUAUUACACAGCUGGUUAUCUGCUGGUUGAAGAGGUAAAAUCGCAUCCUCUUGAUUGAGCCCCCUGCUGCACCUACCUCUCGAGCAGGACCAGCCGAUCAGGACCUAUAAGGCCGACAGCAGCGGCCAAUAAAACACUCAUUAAAAAAAAAAAUCACAGCCAGGAUUGGCCAAUCAGGGUCAAAAACCCAAGUGCCUGAGGCUAAGGAGGGGGAAGGUGGGGUUUGUUUUCCCUUUACUUGAGCCCCUGUCACUCACAACUCUACUGAUUAUUAAGCUGCAUCACUUAAAAGACUUUGGACGCGCCGUCUCUUUAAACAGAACCAGGAAAACUAAUUCUGCUGCAUCCUCUAAUAUCAAAGCCAACUUUGUAUUGUGCUUUUUAUUUAUUGGGAGUUUUUGUGUUACAGGCAUAAGAUGAUAUAUUUUAAAAGCCUGCUGGUGUUGCAAUUUAACAUCCUUUUGUACUACUGUGUAAAGUUUUGUUUGUCUUUUUUUCCUCACAGUCAAAUCUUGCUGUAAACCCUUUUAAUGAUCUGUGUUGUGUUUAGAAAGCUACUUGCUACAUUGGGGGAGGGGGCGCGGCUGUACAUAGCUAUUUGUAGGGGGGAGGAAGUGUGUCAAAGGGGCGUCAGUGGCACAGUUUUUACCUCGUUAAGUGUACAUAAACCUUUGUCGUUGGCCGUUGGUGUACAUAAAUGAUUGUGAUUGGCCGAGCUGGUGUGAAGGAAAGCCAAUGAAGCCUCAGUUUGUGUGUGUGUGAAUCAUGAGGACCAGACGAAAAAAAGGUUAACAGUGACUGGACACACAAAGUAUUAAUUUAUUUUUAUAUGUUCAGGGACAUUGUGUUUCUUUUUUUAAGUUUUGCACCCUUUUCUUGAUGAGAAGUCGUUUUAUACUUGGGGCAGCGUGUUUUCAUCCGUGCACACUUUUGGUUGGAUCGAUUUUGUACAAAUAGAAAAUAAUGAGAGGAGGAAAUUUGACAUUGUAUUUCAAACAAACACCAAAAUAAAGAAACACUAUUGAUAAAGUAGCUGGAGCAUCUGGAAAUUUUGUUUGAAAAUGUUACACAAUGAUUUUGUUGCAUGGAGUGUGAAGAUUUUUCUGAAGUUCAAAAUAUUUGAUUUGCACAAAAUUCACCUACACAGCAAAAUUUAACUGAACAAAAUACUCUUUUUAAAUCAAUUUAAUGCAAGUUUCAUGCUUUCUUUGAAUUUACACUAUUACAGUUGAAACAAUACCUUAAUUUUAUUAAUUAAUCAAUUUCAAAAGGAAAGCAUCACUGAUCAAUCAAAAACAAAAAUACUUAAUAAUGAGGUAGAACAAGCUUAGGGUCAAUUUUACCUGAGUGGAUGUUAAAGCACCUGUAACAAACUGACGGUUUGUGUAGGACAAAGCACACCUUCACCCUUACUUGACCAUAUCAUCUGUUUAUGAAAGUCAUGUCUUCCAAUGGAGAAAUCUUAGCAAUAGAAAAUAUAUAAAAUUAGACUGUUUCAGUGGCACUUAAGCUAUUACUUUGACUGACACCUACCCCCCACAAGACAUUAUCGAUAACCAUAUAAUAAUGUAUAUAUAAUACAAUAUAAUACUGAUGAUCUGGUUGGCUUCUGUAAGUCACUAAGAGGCAUUAAGGUCCUUAGACAAUGGGAAUGUGCAAAUAUACGACGUGAAAUUAUGAAAUAUUCAGAGGCGAAUUUUGACGCACCUGACUAUACACAUCAAGCGCGUUGCGAUUUUACUUUCCGGGGGGAAGCGAGAACACUGACACAACAGCAGACUGACUGUUUUUCAGUUCUGAUUAGACACUAGUGUUGAGAUGGCUGUCUGUCAUGAUAUCAUAUACUGAGUCGGGGCCAGUACCAGAUAAGCACAUUAAACUAUAAUCCAGAAACGUAAGGUAACAACCGAGACCUAAUGGUGCUGUGACAGCAACACGAUUGAGUUUGAGACAGUGAAAAUACAUAUGGUAUGUUGUAUCUGAACAGGUUAGCUUACGAGCUAAAGUUACUUAGCACAGAUGGAAAAAGAACGCUCCCCGUGUGUAAGGACCUUAAGUUUUAAUUUUUACCAUUUUCAUAACCAUCUCAUACUCCUCACAAGAGCUUUAAAACACCAUUAAAGCUCCUUUAAGUGACUUUUGUUUGUUGCUGUUGCUCUUGUGCCCCUGUGGACAAUAACAGUACCCAUCUCUUUGCUGAUUCUGUUUGAUGUAAGGACGAAGAAAAUUGUCAUCUUGCUGUCUGUAAAAUGUUAACCUCACCACCCAUCAGGACUUUUUGACAUGAAGCAGUCUGUUUAGAUAGUGUGCUGUUAGUGACCCUGUCUGGCAGCAAUGUUUACAUGCAGCAAGAUUUUCCCUUGAAUAAUUAGUUACAUCUUUGGUUUUUUUUCUUGUGCUUUUUUUAUUUGGCAAUUUAGAGGUAGUGGUAUUAAAUUCAGUUUGUUUCAUAACUGGUGAAAAACUUCUGACAGGAGCUUUAAUUAACAGAUUAAAAUUCAGGAGUACAAUCCAUUAACCUAAUCACAGUGCUUUGACGUAAGACUGUCCUGAUCAGAUAGGUUUUUUUUCUUUUUUCCUUCUUCUCAUAAGUAGGCCUACAUCCUCGGUUUGAGGGCAGGUAAGUUGAACAAACUGGCAAAAGAACACCAUUCUUGAUUUUUCAGAUAUUUUACUGUUAAAAAUAUAAUUUUUACAUAUAUUUUGGACUUACUAACAGGAGAGAUAAGACACAAAUUGACAUUUUUCUGUAAUAGAGAGAGGGAGAAAUCGUACCUGCGUUUAUAUUAAAGGCAUUAAUGACUUAGAAAAUUCUAGAGUAGACAGCAGGAGUGAGAUGUGAUUAAUUCAGUGUUUUUGUGUGUGUGUCUGUAGGUCGGGGCGUGUUGAAUAAUCAGGGGGCUUAAAGUGCCAAUAGAAGCUGAACAUCUUUAGAUUUCAACAAUGUGCUUCAAGGCUUCUGUCCUUACAAAUAUGCACACACACAUACACACACAUGCACACACACAUUGAAGCUGAUAACUUCCAGCUGCCAAGAAACAACCAGUGUGUGUGUGUGUGUGUGUGUGUGUGUGUGUGUGUUUGUUCUGAGGUGGGGGCACCAUUCUGCUACAUCUGCUUCUGCCCCGGUAAUUAAAAGCUCACUUUCCUCCUGCACCCCCCAAAAACACACUCCCCAAAAAUCACCCCCCACACUCUCCUCUUCCUCUUCUCUUUUCUCAAGCACUUGCUCACACACCCCUCCCACUUCUAAAUAUCUCUCACCGUGCAUCCCCCCUACACACACACAUACUAUCAGCCCUGUCAAUCAAAUCCAGGCUGUUUAAACAGCGUACAAUCCCCCCCCCCCCCCCCCCAUCACCACCCAGGACCAUCUCUUUCAUAAGCCUCCACCAUCAGAGCCCCCCCCCAACCCAAGCCCUCCACUCCACG